Messenger RNA from Podarcis lilfordi (Lilford's wall lizard), 52970 nucleotides. The record is from the annotation of a GenBank genome assembly. NCBI's taxonomy places the organism in Eukaryota, Metazoa, Chordata, Lepidosauria, Squamata, Lacertidae.
AUGUUUCAAAACACCCGGGUGUUGCAUCAGGAAAUCUGCUCUGCAUAUAGAUUUGUACAAUUUCAACAGCAGGCUAGUUUAAUGUAAGUAAAGUUAUAUUAUGCUCAGAUUCUUCUAAAUUUGGGAAUGAAACUGCAGUAAAUAUUUCUGGAUAAAGGCUUGGCAUCUAGCAAGGUAUGAACAAACAGUGAACAAUACAACUGUUUCCAUUUUUACACACACACACAUUCAAAUAUUCAAAUAUAUUUCAAAUAUUCCAUUAUAUAUAAAUGUGUGUGCGUGCAUAUGAAUAAAGCUAAUUAUUUAGCUAGUGGGGAAAACAAUCUCCGGAUACAAACAAGGUCAAUUAAAAUGAGAUCUAUUGGAUGUUUUGCUGUUGGCUUCAGUGGGAAAUUGAUUGCAUCUAUAUGUAAUUAGCAGAUUGCAGAAUGAGAACCGGUUCCCGCUUUUAUAAACAUGCAGUUCCUCAUUUGUAUGAUUUGGUCACUGUCAUCUGUUCUUUUGUGACCUUAGGUUAGACUGUGCAAUAUGCUCUUUUAGAGACUACUUUGUAGAUGAUGGGCAAGAAAUCAUAGCCAGUGAAUUCUGUAGCUCGUCACUUGGCAGUGGCUAGUGCAGGCAGGCCUGGCCCAAGGAAUUUUGCUGCCCAAGGCAAGGAACAAGGCACCCCCGCCCCAUUCCAUGCACACCAACUGACUGCAUUGGCAGUUGAAAGUUUCUUCAGUAUUGGUGAUGAGACAGAGUCCUCCAAGGCAGCAGGCUAGUUUAGGGUGGCAGGACAGACCUUUUUGAAAGCUCUUCUAGCUCAUAAAGAGCACGGGUCUGAAGGAAUGGGUUUCUGUGCAGUCAGUUUGAAACGGGACCCAAAAUCCAUUUUUUUUCCUUUUCCAAGGGAGCAUUUCUAAAAUGCUUUAACUUGAGCUCUUGAGCCAAAACCCAGCUGUAUAAACAAGUGCUCAAAGCUCUCUCCAUUAUCAGUCCAUGAAGGCUGGUAAUGACGGAUGGCCUUGUCCAUUCCAAAGUGGACGUCUGUGCCUUAUCUUACAUCCUGACCACAAAGACGCACAGACCUAGUCUGGGAACAGUGCCAGAGUGUGUUCUUGGAGUUGGUGACCCUUUUAUGGUCAGAAGUACAGGAAGGAAUACCCUUUUAUGGUUAAGAGUGCCGGAGCAGAGACAUCUGUGAUGUCAACCUGCGUGUACAAGCUGACGUGGCUGGAUUCCUGGGGAAGGGGGGAGAGGGUGCCUGGAGGAUAUAUAUACUGCAUGAAAUCUCUCAUUCCUUUGGACUUGCUGUGGACUGACCACGCAAGUGCCUUCUGCUAUCCGGAGAGCAGAAUAAACUCUUUCUUUGAACCAACCUCUGUGUCAUUUGACUUCCUUCCUCCCUCCCGGGAGCAACGCAGACCCAAUCGGUGAACUCCAAUAAGAUUACAGGUCUUUGCAUAAGACGUAUUUCUAGCAACAAGUAAGCCCAGUUGUGUUAAAUCUAGUUUACACCCAGGUAAUUGUUUAUAGAAUUGCAGCCUUGCUGUGUUUUCAACUUGCAUUUGUAUGAGUCUAUUGCAUGGCAAACUCGGUGUCCCGCCUUGAGCACAAGAAGCCGCUAGUAAAUGUCUUCCUUUAUUAUGAUUGCAUCUUACCUUUUCUCCAAGAAUUUCAGAAAGGUGUGUGUUGCCUCCCACUUUUUCCAGUAAACAACUCUGUGAGGUAAAUUAAGGUGAGGGAGAGGAACUGGCGAGUAUCACCUACUGAGCUUGGUGGCUGAGUGGAAUUUUGCCCAGUACAGGCCACAAACUCCACCCACGACACCACGCCAGCACUUUGUAAAUGCCAUAACCAAUAAAAAAUACCCCAAAAUAAUGGCAAGUGAUUUUCCCCGCCCUCUGAUCAGCUGAGCAGUUUUAGCGGCUAUGGAGAUGAACUUUAGUACCAGAUACGUACCUCCUUUCCUACCUUCUUCCCAGUCAGGUGGUGUUGUUAUUUGCAAAGUUAUCUGUGGAGCAUAAUAUCUGGAAUGAAAGAAGAUGUUCUAUGUUGAAAGAGCAGUUGUAACAGUUAGUAAAAUAUGAAAGAAGCUGCAUCUCUUUUUUACUGGGGCUGACAUGCUAGAUUGAACUAGCAAGGAAAUCUGUCUGUUAUGGAGACAGAUGGGGGAGCUCUGGGACUCUUAGUGAAAUGAUGCCGUGGUUUCUGCCAGCGCUCUUACAGCAUCCUGACAAUUGCUACACUCCGAAAAGCAAGAGUUUACAUGCCUGAAAUAAAUUGUUUUGAUUAGAACCUUUAGGAGAGAAAGUCAUAAGGUACAGUUUUAUUGACUACUUGCCAGACAACAGAGCCCUGUCUUCCAUGAGCUUGUUUUGCUCUUGUAAGUCAAGCAGGGAACUGGGCUCUGCUUUUUCUAAGGUUAUGGUCUUAAUACCGCAGCACAUUAUCAUUUGCUCUGAAUUAUUACAUCCACUGUACAGUCCGAGACAAAACACAGUUUGGAUUUAUAAAGUGUCGUUUAUCUUAAGGAAAAGUUACAGGUACCGUUACACUUCCUAUAAUUUAUGUGCUUGGGUAGGUGAAAGCUGGAGGCUUGCUUUGAACUAAAUUAAAGAUACAGUGAUGGAAGAAGUGUCUAGUUACUGGUAGAAAAGUGUUCUCUCAUUUGUGUAAAUUAGAUCUCAGUUGUUGUUUGUUUUCAUUUUAUGACAAUUAUGUGUCUGAAGCCGCUAUUUUUUAUACCUGUUUAUAUAGCAUAGUUAAUUCAUUAAGUAAUAUAACCAGUCUACCAUUAUUAUUAUUAUUAUUAUUAUUAUCAAAAAAGAGGUGCUGGAACUCACCAUGAACACCUCCCUUGUUCUCUUACAAUGGCAAUGGUGCCCAUCUGAGAGGUGCCGGAACUGAGUUCCGGAGAGUUCCGGAUGGGAAAAAAGCCCUGAAUAUAACAGCAUUGAUAUUUGGAAACAAAAGAGAUGAGACAACUCCCUGCUCUGAUUUUACUUCUUCCUCCUUGACCUCUCAGUCAAGGAGAAGUCUAUACAUUUUAGAGAGCAGGUUUUGGGGGGUUUUUUUGGAUUAGAUCUUUCUUGAGUCUUGAAAGUUCUAUGGAAAAGCCUUUCUGCUUGCCCUAUCAGAAUGUAAAAUCAGUAAUGGUACAAUGGGCCAGAGAUUUUGGUUACAAUAUCCAAAUGGAAUCAUGGGAAAGGUUGUGGAGGGAAGACCUGAAAUUCACUGCAUGCUAUGACUUGAAAGAGAAUUUCAUGAAAAUGCUUUACAGAUGGUAUUUAACACCUGUAAAAUAGGCCAAAAUGUAUAAAUCCAGGUCAAGAGUCUGUUGGAGAUUCAGGGAGGCGGAAGGCACGAUGUGGUAGAACUGCAAAAAAAAGGGAAUUUUGGGAAACAAUAUAUAACGAGCUUAAAAAAAUAUUUACAAGUUCCUUUCCUAAGAAGCCUGAAGCCUUCCUGCUGGUUACAAUGAAUAAUGAAAAUCUGAAAAAUUUAAGGAGAAUUAUGUAUGAAAUAGCAGCAGCAAGAAUCCUAAUUGCAAAGGGAUGGAAAAGAGACUACAUUCCCUCUAAAUUGGAUUGGCAGAACAAAAUGUUAGAAUAUGCAGAGUUAGCAAGAUUGACGGCAAGAUUCCAAGAUGACACAGACCAAAUAUUUAAUAGACAGUGGGACAUUUGCAGAGUAUACCUAAAAGAACAUUGUAAAAUCUAAAUCCUUUGGCAGGCCUGGAUUGACUUCUGCAUGAAAUAAGAGAAUUUUACAAAACCAAUACAACUGAAACAACUUAGGAGAGAUAAAGUUAAGUGUGUAUUUAAAAAUGUAAUUUAGGAACCACAAUGGGGGGAUCGGAAGUCAUGUUGGAAUUUGCUAUCUAUGAACCUAAUUUUUUUGUAAUAAGUAUCCAUUUUGGAUCGUUUUUGUUGACUGUUUUGUGUUGUUUUGUUUUUAAAAUCAAUAAAGCAUUUUUAAAAAUUAAGAAAGAAAAAAGAGACAACUCCCUGCUCUGAAGAGUUUACAGUUAACUUUGCCUUUGGAGUGAGAAUAGAGAAUAAGCGGGAGUUGGCAGGAACGUAAGAAGAAAGCAAGUAAGCGAAGAAGGAACAAGAUGUCUGCACAAUCCGUUGGUGUAUGAAGAUCCUCUAUGCAUGCACUUACAGUGAGGGGGGAAAGUAUUUGAUCCCCUGCUAAAUUUUCCCAUUCGCCCUCUGACGAAGAAAUGACCAGUCCAUAAUUUUAAUAGUAGGGUUAUUGUAGCUGUGAGAGACAGAAUAACAACAGGAAAACCCCCAGAAACCCAGAAGACCAAAGUCAGAGAUUGAUGUGCUGGCUGGUUGAUAGGGGAUCAAAUACUUAUUUCACUCAUUAUAAUGCACAUAUUAUAACAUUCUAAUGUUGUUAUUCUGUCUCUCACAGCUACAAUAAACCUACCAUUAAAAUUUUGGACUGGUCAUUUCUUCGUCAGAGGGCAAACAGGCAAAUUUAGCAGGGGAUCAAAUACUUUCUUCUCUCAGUGUAUGUAGAGCUCCUCCACAUGAGGAGGCCAGGACUCUCCAUUUUAUGGAGGAGUUAUGCAUGCAUAAAGCCCCUUUUCACACUGGUCAAGCACAUGGUUGACAACCCAUGGCCAUUGCACAUGUGUAUUGUGGGGAACUGCACUCCCAUCAUUUCAGCUUAUGAAGUUGACUGCAAAGUAUACCCCCAAGGUAUACAGCUAGCAGAUUUCUUAAUGCACCACUAGGAGGUCCACGCCAUCCUAUUCUGUAUAGGUUUCUGGAAGAAGACACAAAAGGUCCACAUUUUGUAGGCACUUUUGUGUGUAUGUUAAUGUAUUAAUCUGUCAAAUGUGCACUUUGGACAUGCUUUGAACAUAAAAUGUGUUUUUGCUUGCACAUUCUCCUACACUGAAGCUGCAUCACAAAAUCUGGAGAAGCACGUAGCCCAACUGGGAGUUUCAUUCUGAUCCUCAAGCAAGCUCCAGAUGAGGUUGGGUCACUGCAAAAAGCAGACCACCAGACUUCCUUCCAUUCAAGCUCUACCUCAGACCUUGUCACUUUGAGAGGGAAGGUCUGAAGAGAGAUUCUAAGAAUGUCUGGAUGAACACACUUAGAAUCCUCUACACUAUUGAGAACACUGAGAAAUUUCUCAUAAUGGGGAAAAUUCUAAAUAUGGGAAGUUCUGAAGUGGAGCCAGCAAUGUGGAAACAUUUGGGGCAGGGCUAGAGAUAAAUAUUGAUUUAGUUCACAUUGAAAGGCAAACUUUACCCAAAUUACAGCAAAACACAGCCACCCUUCAGAAGGGGUGCUCAGAAUUUUGCAUGCCGUUCUCGAACCAAACUAUGUUUACAAAAACACAAGAAUUAGGGGAAAGUGGAGGGAGAAAAUGCACGAAAUGAAGCAUGAACAUGAUAUUAGUGAAAAUAACAUAGAAUAAUGCACUGUAUUAGAGGAAAUUGCUUGCUAAUAUAUGUACAUUCGUCAAAACUGCAUACCAAAAAAAAAAAAAAAGUGUUUGUGAGGAGAAAAUCACAAAUUGCUGCAGAAAUUAAGAUUGGAAAAUUCUGAAAGGGAGGGAAAUAAGAUUGACAGAUCCCUCCAUUCCUAGGUGAGGCUUCGAUGCACAUGUCAUCUCAAGCACAUUAAGGCAAUCAGCUGAAUAGGUUAGGGCAUUGACUUCUAACCAGUCUGCCAUGGCACCCUGGGGUGUCUUGAAUGAUGGUCAGGGGCAACACUGGCCUCUGUCCCUCUUCCCUCCCUUUCUCUGAUGCCCUCUCAUGUCUCUGCCAUCCAAAGGCUUGAACAGCUGUUUGUCGCAGCAGCCCUGGCUACAAGCUCCGCAGGCAAAUGGUGCUUCUGUGGCUGGCAAGGGGGUGCUUCCCAGGCCCCUGUGGGGCAGUGUGAGGAGGCACCUCUCUCUGGGACAAGGGGGGCAUCUCAGGGACCGGGGGUGGAAGCUGAGGCUGCCCAAAUGACUCCCAAAGAAAGGAGAGGAGAGAGGAAGUUGAGGAAACACUCCACAAGAGAGGGUGUUGGAAAAAGGGUGAGAGGCUGCCAGCUCUGCAGGCAAGGGGGGGACAUAACUGUGCCCCACAGGGGUGCCGCAGAAAGAAUGUGGUUGGUCAAGGGAUCCAUGGACCCCAAAAGGUUGAAAACUUCUGGGUUAGGACAACACUCAGACUAGGUUAUGUGAUGAUGUCUGUGGAGGCAAAUUAAGCUAUGCAAGUGAGGGUAAGGUCAAUGAAUACAUUUUUGGAUUCAUUGUUCUCCCUCCAUCUACACCCAAAACCCACAUUGAUAGAGAAGAGUGUUUAUAUAUAUGUAUAUAUGUAUGUAUGUGUGUGUGUGUAUAAUAAUAAUAAUAAUAAUUAUUAUUAUUAUUAUUAUUAUUAUUAUUAUUAUUUAUACCCCACCCUCCCCAGCCAAGGCCGGGCUCAGAGCAGCUAACAAGCAAUAAUAAAAACAAGUUGAAUGAAUCCAACUUAAAAACAAGAUUAAAAUACAAUAUUAAAAUAUAAACAACACAACAGCUUCCCCCCUAAACAGUGAAUCCUUUCAGCUCAGAUCUAUUCACUAGAAGACUGGUUUGAAUUCUGUGUUGACAAGGAAGGAUAUUUCAGUACUCAGUCAAGUCAAAUUCAUGCUGUAUUCAUUUCCGGGCUUUCUGCAUAAGCAAUGUUGCAUUGCUCAACAUUUCUUCUGAGAAAUGAGAAUAAGAAUAAAUCUUUGUGCCGAGUAUCGUUCAUGGGGUUAGGAAAAACAAACAAACAAACCCAUACCCUCACGAUUGUCAAUGUGUGCCCAAGCUUAGCUGCAUAUUUCAUAAGCUAUGCAUUUUGCUGAUUGCUGAUUGCUUAUGUAUUCACUUCAGAUUUGAGCCCCUUGCGUGUUGGCAAAUAUAUAUAUAUAUUUUCUGCGCAGAAAUAAUUUCUGACAGCGUUUAGUAAUGAGAAACAUUUUGUCUCACAUCACACAUGAGAACUGCUUCAACAAUGGCAAGGUUGUUGAAGGCCAUUGGGGGAUCAGGCCUUUCAGUCAGAGAGGGGAGGGGAAGCAUAUGGAUUUCUCUGUUUCGUCAGAGUAAUGAGACUCCAAGUUUGUGUGCUUCUGUCUUUGCUUGAAUACAGAAAUCAAAACAGAGAAAUAAACCUUGUUUUGGGGGGGAUCACAUUCCUUGAAGGAACAAGUAGCUGGGGUUUCUAUAUUCUCAAAAUAUAAAUGUCAAGGGUUAUUUUGCUUGCUUUGCUAUUUUCAGUUGCUCUUGUCUUCAUCGUUGAUAGAUGUUGACUUUGACAUUUAGCCAUGAUGCUGAGGGCUAAGCUUGUGUGGCCUGGGUCUGAGAAACUGUCCUUCCAUUAAACCUUUCAGUUGAUGAAGGAUGUUUAAUGCAAUCCCCGAUCCACCAUUUCUCUCCUGCACUUCCAUUCGCCAAACACUUUCCAAACCAACCUGAGACCUAGACUUGCCCAUGUUUGUUCCACCAGUUAUCAGAAUUGCAUCCCUCAAUGCAUACUCUCUGUGUGUGAAAUAAAAACUGGCAGCUUUUUUUGGCCUAAUUUCCAGCAGACCAAAAUAAGCGCUCAGUGGCAGAUCAGAGCAGUAUCAAUUCACAUGUAUGUUGUAAAAUAGUAAAGAUGUGAGAGAGAGCCAGAAAGAUUUUAAACCACAGCAUAGCCCUGGUAGAAUUAAUUGGGUUUUUCGUUUUAAUUUAGAGGAGAAAUCUGGGUCAGGAAAUUCUAUCCACUUGCCAAAUGAGAGCAAAGGACUUUGCACCAAGUCCUGUAACAUAUAUUAUGACAUUAAAACAAGCUGUAAUGUAGUGGAAGAUGCAACACUGAUGUCCUGCAACAAUAUAUAGUUUGUAACAAUAGCACUGAAAGAAACAAGCAGAGAUUAGCCUUUCAUUGAAGACUCUCCUGGAUUUCUCUCUUCCGUCUUCAUCUCUUGCCUCUCUCAAGCACCCGGCAACAUUUUGAUAAUCCUACACAUUGAGACUGUGGGCACAUCACUGAGUUACAAUGCUGCAGUUAGGUUGUAAAGGUAAAGGGACCCCUGACCAUUAGGUCCAGUUGUGACCAACUCUGGGGUUGUGGCGCUCAUCUUGCUUUAUGGCCGAGGGAGCCGGCGUACAGCUUCCGGGUCACGUGGCCAGCAUGACUAAGCCACUUCUGGUGAACCAGAGCAGCGCACGGACAUGUCGUUUACCUUCCCGCCGGAGCGGUACCUAUUUAUCUACUUGCACUUUGAUGUGCUAUCAAACUGCUAGGUUGGCAGGAGCAGGGACCUAGCAACGGGAGCUCACCCCGUCGCAGGGAUUCAAACCACCGACCUUCUGAUCAGCAAGUCCUAGGCUCUGUGGUUUAACCCACAGCACCACCCGCGUUCCUGCAGUUAGGUUGUACAUUUGCUUAAUUCAGAUCAAAGAUGGUUUGGGGGAUGGAACACAUCAAAACACAACAUUUCAUAAGAAACAACAGGAUAAAUAUGGAUUGUGACUAAUGUCCUGGAUACCACGCUUGCCAAACAAGCAGUGGGAGGGCACUGGAUGCAGAAUAAAGAGGAAAGUGUACACAGCCCAGGACUUUCAUCAGAAACAUUUUAAUCUCUCUCUCUGAUUUAGAGAGCUUAUAAGCCUAUUUGUUUUCUGGCCGUAUCAGCUUUGCAUAUGCUUUGUUCUGCCUCUAAUGCUCACUCCCCACCAAAAAAUUGUUUUUUCUUUUUUAUCCCUGAAAAAUCAGCAUCUAAAUUUUACACAUUUUAUAUGCAUUCUCCCCCUAAAAUACGCAUAUCUGUGAGCUAUUUGGUGCAAUACACAUUUCCGUGCCCAUUUUUCUCCAGUCAAAACGGCAUCACAAAAUUAUGAGAAAUGCGUAAUCCGACUGUGUGUUAAGCUGGGACAGAAGGAUGAAGUUCUGUUAUGCGAAUCUUAGCUCCAUAUUAAAAUACUCUAAGGAGGCUCUGAAAAUUGUGUGUGUGAAUGCAAAGAGUAUUUGGUAAUUAAGACAAGGAAAUGGUGCAUGAUGAGGAAAAUGUUCUGCCACCAGACUGUCAACUUUGGUUUUGAAGCACUUGAUGUGUGUCUGUAUGUUCUAAAUGAUGAAUAAUCCAUUUGUGUUUGAGUAGCGGGUUAAGUGGUAGUCAUCCUGUAUAAUAUUCGAGAUCUUGCAUUCAUUCAUUUGUUUCUCUGCAGAUGAGUCAUGUCGUUGUCCUUUCCAGCAACGAAAUUAUUAAAGGAAGGCAUUUUUCAAGCUCUUUAUUUCCUGCUAUCAGAAAUGGGUCAUAGCAGCCAUUUCCAUGGUAUUACAGAAUGCUAAAUGAUUUGUGAGGCUGAGCAAACAAGAAACUUGAUGUUCUUUUAUUUAUUUUUAUUAUACAACAUGAUGGCGGGAGAGGUUGUGAAAGCUGUAAGGAAGGGGUAAAAAAUGGAAUAAGAUGAUAAGUAAUUUAUCGUUAGAGAAAACUAAUCAGAACACCUCAAUUCCCAUUGUCCCUACACAGGUGUUCAAUUACUUUCUGGGAGAAGCCGAAAGACCAAUAACCCAAUGUCUAAGAUAUAAAUGAAUUUUAUUAUUAAGGAACAUAUUAAAACUUACAUAAGUAUACCAAUGUAGCUCAUCUAAAUUCUGUACAGAUUUCUACCAACCUUCCUUCUCUGGAGUUUCUUUUUCUUAAUACAAGGUUCUGAUCUCACUUUGAGCUGCUUUAUGCAUGGCCCCAACAGACAUGUUGCACAUAUAUGUGUGUGAGAGAGAGCGAAAGAGCGAGAGAGAGCACGGAAUUGAGCUUUGGGGUAAUAUUUGCACCCACAACUAUAGUAUAGCUCUUCAACUUAGGCAAACACAAGUAAAUGCCCAUCUAAGAAGGCCUUAAUCAGAUGAGCCUACCAUUGUUUUAGGGAUGCAGGUGGCACUGUGGGUUAAAACACAGAGCCUAGGACUUGCCAAUCAGAAGGUCAGCAGUUCGAAUCCCCACAAUGGGGUGAGCUCCCAUUGCUCGGUCCCUGCUCCUGCCAACCUAGCAGUUUGAAAGCAUGUCAAAGUGCAAGUAGAUAAAUAGGUACUGCUCCAGCGGGAAGGUAAACGGUGUUUCCAUGCACUGCUCUGGUUCACCAGAAGUGGCUUACUCAUGCUGGCCACAUGACCCAGAAGCUGUAUGCCGGCUCCCUCGGCCAAUAAAGCGAGAUGAGCGACGCAACCCCAGAGUCGGUCACGACUGGACCUAAUGGUCAGGGAUCCCUUUACCCUUUACCAUUGCUUUUGGGGGGGCAGGCAGCGGAGAGAUUGUAGCUUGUGUCAUAGCAAUUUGCACAUGUUGGUUUCCAUUCAGAGUCAAGAAUCUAUGCAUGAGUGGGGAUGGAGCAAUAAGAGUCUAAGACUCACUUGCAUCCUUCAGUGACAUCAUCAAGCAUUUCACCUUUAUGUGUAUGUCUUGUGUAGGAUAAUAAUCUGCAAUAUGGGGCAAAUAAUACUGUGUGUCAGGGUUUUGCUGAUGUGGUCCAAAGAGAAGCAGAGCCAGUCACCCUCAGGGGGUACUCAAUGGCACAUAGUACCGACACCCCCCUUUUUUGGUUUAAAAAAUGUGGUACUUACUGUAAGAACUUCAUGGUGAGUACCAGCACCUAUUUUUCUAGGAAAAAGCACUGAGCAAUAUAUUUGGCACCAGCUUGGCUGCAGGAGUUGCCGGAAGUAGGCGUACAAGGUACCAUCCAACCAUCUUAGGCACUCCACUGUGGAUUUGCGUAGGGUUUACUCCUUAGCCUUUUCUUCUCCCAAGACAGUGGAUGUUUAGGAUCUGAGUUUUCCUUCUCCUAGAUGGACUACCUUCCAUGAGGGAUGAGCUCCAUCUGCUCAUCGUUUCGCACGAGGUGCAAAAACCACCUUAUGGACUGUUGGACCCGCUAUUGGUCUCGUCCGCUCAGUCCACCAGAGCCUGUUAUUGCAUGCAGGAGAAGUCCUUAACUCACCAACGGUUUGAGAUCCAUUGGACUGUCUCACCAGAGUGGUGCAUGCUCUAGUUAUCUCCUGCCUGGACUGCUGCAAUGCCGUCUACGUGGUGCUACCUUUGAAGGUGACCCGGAAACUGUAAUUAAUCCAGAAUGCGGCAGCUAGACUGGUGACUGGGGCAGCUGCCGAGACCACAUAACACCGGUCUUGAAAGACCUACAUUGGCUCCCAGUCUGUUUCCGAGCACUAUUCAAAGUGUUGGUGUUGACCUUUAAAGCCCUAAACAGCCUCAGCCCAGUAUACCUGAAAGGAGCAUCUCCACCCCCAUCGUUCUGCCCAGACACUGAGGUCCAGCACUGAGGGCCUUCUGGCGGUUCCCUCACUGCAAAAAUCAAAGCUACAGGGCCUCCUCGGUAGUGGCACCCACCCUGUGGAAUGCCCUCCCAUCAGAUAAACAACUACCUGACAUUUAGAAGACAACUGAAGGCAGCCCUGUUCAGGGAAGUUUUAAAUGUAUGACAUUUUAAUGUAUUUUUAAUCUUUGUUGGAAGCCGCCCAGAGUGGCUGGGGAAACCCAGCCAGAUGGGUGGGGUACAAAUAAAUUAUUAUUAUUAUUAUUAUUAUUAUUAUUAUUAUUAUUAUUAUUAUCUACCCUCACCUGGUUUGGUCAGUUGAGCUCUACCACUUGACAGCAAUUAUGAGAUGGUGCUUGGCAACAGUUAUGUCAUCUGUCUGAGCCACCCUAUCACCAAGGAAACCAGCAUGGAUCCAUCAGUCUGCAGGGAGUGGCCAUCCUAACAGGUCCUCCACUUCUGCAAUAGAUGGGUUGUCAUCACUAGUUUAACCAGUUAGUAAUUUCUCCCUGACUAGAGAAUUGAAGCAGUUCUCCCCAUCUUCAGCUCAGCCUCUAAUUUAAUUAUUAACUUGUCACGUGUGCUGUUGAAGUGACCUAAGACCUUGGGCCCCAUCAAAAGUGGUACAGUAAUAUCUGUGGAGAUUCAGCCAGUGCAAAGGUGUGAGAGGUAGGCUGUAGAAAGGGAUGGCUAGAGCUGUUCCUUUCAGUUUCUCCUUUUUCCAAUCUUAAAUGCCAUUCACUGCAUUUCUGCAUCAGUUUGCAAAAAUCUUCAUGACUGUGCAUUAGCUUUUAAGCCUAACAUUUUGCCUAACAUGCACAUUUUUGCAAUGCACUCCCUCCCCCAAUAUAAUACAUUUGUGUGUGUUGCUUUCAUGUAUAUAUGUAUUCUCAUGCAACCCUUCCCACAUUUUUCCAUUGGAGACCUGCAUCACAAAAUUCAGAGGAGUGCAAAUUCUCUGAAGGCUCAUUUCAGUUUAUGUAUCGUCUUGGGAAGAAGGUUUGCAUUUAAAUCUGAACUGAUCUGAAUGUCUCUCCUGGCCUGAGCUAUAUAUGGCCAUGAAUCAAGCUACUCUCUAUUCUGCUUGCUCAGUGGCGAUACCAAGAUAAUGUCAGUGGUAUGGGAAGAAAAUGGUGGGGAACAAUAGAGUAGGUAGAAGAAUUAGCACCUUUGUUCACAGCCAGUAUUUACACUUCCAUCUACCAAGUUUCCCUCGCCAGCUAAUUUUAAUGUUACCCUCUAAGGUUUAUAGGCCUGAAACCCAUUAUUAACUUUAUAUAAAGGCUUUUAUUAACUGGGAACUUAAGCUUUCUAAUAAUAGUUUUAAAUUACGAUGGUUAGCUCUCAUGCCACUUCAGUAAGGAAACGAAACACCAUUUGAAUGAAAUGUUCUGUUGUAAAUGGAAAGAACAAAUGCUACAACUUUGGGGGAACAUGUGCAACGAUGGCUUUAACAAGCUGGUGCGUUACCAUAGGGUGACUGUGACUCACAUUCAAGACUGGAGUCUUGGGGUAGUUCCGAGGUCGGCUUUCUGUUGUUGUUUUUUAUAUAAAUUUAUUUAUUUGGUUUUCAGAUUAAAAUUUUACACUCACAUAUCCAACAUACAGGGACGCGGGUGGCGCUGUGGGUUAAACCACAGAGCCUAGGACUUGCCGAUCAGAAGGUCGGCGGUUUGAAUCCCCGCGAUGGGGUGAGCUCCCGUUGCUCGGUCCCUGCUCCUGCCAACCUAGCAGUUCGAAAGCACGUCAAAGUGCAGAUAAAUAGGCACCGCUCUGGUGGGAAGGUAAACGGUGUUUCCGUGCGCUGCUCUGGUUCACUAGAAGCGGCUUAGUCAUGCUGGCCACAUGACCUGGAAACUAUACACCGGCUCCCUUGGCCAAUAAAGCGAGAUGAGCGCCGCAACCCCAGAGUCGGCCACAACUGGACCUAAUGGUCAGGGGUCCCUUUACCUUUACCUUUAUCCAACAUACAACAUAGAAAGGAAAUGACUGGUAGAAUCCGUGACCAGGGAGAAGAGUCGGUGGAGGAAGAUUGGAAGAAAUUCAAAGACUAUUUGCAGAAACAUUGCAAAAUUAAAGAAUGUUAGAGUGAUGUUGGAUUGAAAAUAAGUGGCUUCUAGCUAUACAGGCUUUAAAGUUAUAUAUAGAUCAAGAUUAAGGAUUAGGAUUAAAAAGAUAAAGGAAAUGGAAAUUUGGCUUUUAAGAGGUAAAAAUUUAAUGUUAUAUUAUAUUAAGAUUAAGGAUUGGGAUUAAAAAAGAGGAAAAGAAAUUCCUGGACAAACAAAUUGAGCUGGAAUACAAAAGAGGGAGGUAUGAGGAGGUCCAGAAAAUAAGUAAAUUUAAAAAAUGGUGAUGAAAAGGUGGUAUUGUUUUUAAAUAUUUUCUUUUUUGUCUUUUGCUUAUUGUUUCUUUUUUUUCUUCUUUUUGGAUUAUGUAUUGUGUAUUUUUGAACUGUGUAUUUUUCUUUUCUACUUUUAAUUUUUUUAGUUUGGAAACUCUAAUAAAUAUCAUUUAAAAAACAACAACAUACAAGAUAGAAACAAGAUUCCAGAGAAUCUCCUGAACUUCCCUCCUCCCCUUUGUGGGUCCUAUUGCUAAUCAUUUCCUCCUUCAUCUUUUAUGAUAAUCCAAAUCUUUUACAUCUCCAUUAUGUCCAUAAUUCACCACAAAACUAGAAGUGUUAUUCCAAUCCUACUAACAAGUUUAACUGUUUGCAAUGGUUUUUAAGAUAAGUUAACAAUUGUCCCCAUUCCUUAUUAAAAUUUUGGUAUUCCUGAUUUCUGAUUCUUCCGGUCAUUUUUGCCAUUUCGGCACAAUCCACCAAUUUGAUCUCUGGUAGGGACUUUAUCUUCUUUCCAUCUCUGGGCCAAGGAUAUGGCUUUCUGGGACCCUCUGUGGUAAGGAGAAUGCAGGGAGCACUGACCAUUGACUCACCAUUUAGCAGUGCAGUUUCUGCUUUAGAAUUCACUCUCCAUUGCCUAGUAAGGGCAUUAAGACCCACAAAUGGAGUCCAGUUUAAACUUGCUACCACCAUCCUCUUGUGAUGAUAUGGAAGCAGACUUUGGCACAGGCGUAACCAGUAUUAUGAAAUGUAUUCCCUGCUGGGGGGAAAAGGCACGACCCUUCUGCAUUGCCAUUCCAGCUGGUUUUGAAGAUGCACCUAUUUCCAUUGGCAUUUCCUCCACCUCUCAACUUGAGCCUUCUUGUUUAUUUUUUAAUGUAUUAAUGGGAUUGUUUUAGCGCACAUUUUAAUUAUGGAUAUUUGCAUUUUGACGUUCGCACAGUUGUUUUUAUCAGUGCUAUUUUCCUAGAAAAAGAGGUGCUAGAACUCACCAUGAAUGCCUCCUCAUUCUCUUAGAAUGGCAAUGGUACCCACCUGAGAGGUGCCAGAACUGAGUUCUAGUUAGUUCUGGCUGAAAAAACCCACACCCUGGAUUUUUUUUUUACUUGCAAACUGCUUAGAUGACUACGAUAUUUUUCGCUCUAUAGGACACACCUUGUUUUAGAGGGGGAGAACAAGAAAAAAAAAACUCCCCCUCUCUGCUCAGCACCCCUUCAGCGAAGCGGCAGGAGAAAUGGAGCCCUUCCAUUUCUCCUCCCGCUUCGCUGAAGGGGCGCUGCGCAGCUCUCCCUCUCUGCUGAAGCCGGGAGAGUCUUGCUCUCCCAGCUUCAGCAAAAGGAACCUGAAGCCUCCGGAGUGCAGCAGGAACUCGCGCUGCACUCCAAAGGCUUCAGGCGGCUAUCCCUGAAGCCUGGAACUUGCUCUCCAGGCUUCAGCGAAAGCAACGCGAAGCCUCCGGAGCGCGGAGGGAGCGCUCCCUCUGUGCUUCGGAGGCUUCGCGUUGCUAUCACUGAAGCCAAGGAGCCUGCAUUCACUCCAUAGGAUGCACACAUAUUUCCCCUUAAUUUUUGGAGGGGAAAAAGUGCGUCCUAUAGAGCAAAAAAUAUGGUAUUUUGACAGUGAACAGUAUAUUCUUUAUUUCUAUCUGUCUGUCUGUCUCAGAUCUUUAGGCUUUUGCUUGCCACUGGAGAGAAGAAGUUGGUCAAUGGAUCAACAAAAAGGCUGCUGUUGCUCCCCUUUUGAGCCCCAUCCCUGUGUUGUUCCCCAGGCCAUGAUGAGUAGCUCUGCCUUCUCAUACAGAGCACAAGGAUGAAUCAAGUGACCAAGCCUGAGAUGGAAUCUCACAGAGCUGAUGCAGUGCUAGGAAAGUUUCCAUUACAUUGGCUCAAGCCAAGCUGCAGUCCUCGAUGGCUGAAGAACAUCUAGCCACACUGGGCUAAGACAGUUGAUCUUUUCAGGGUAGCAAGAGUGUGUGCCCUGCACUCAGUAGCUGCAAGGAAGCAUUAGACAGCCUGCAACAAAGAACAUGAGUACUGAUAUCCAUGCCUCUAUACUAUAGUAGCAGACCCUCCAAGUUCCCCUAUUUUCCAGGGCUGUUCUGAUUUAGAGAAGCCAUCGUUGAUCCCAGAAUGUCCUGCUUUUCCUUAGGACGUUCCUAUUUUCAUUGGAGAAAUGUUGGAGGGUAUGGUAGGAUGCCCCUAUUUACAUUGGAGAAAUGUUGGAAGUUAUGGUAAGAUGUCCUUAAUUUCAUUGGAGAAAUGUCUGAGAGUAUAACAUAAUAGUCAUUUUGGAAUUGGAUCUCUCAUACAUCCCUCCCAUUAAUAGAUGGGUUUUGAGUACAAACUGCACAAAAGGCUUGCAUAUCCUCCCAAUGCUCAAUAGUGCAGGCUCAGGGUUCUCACAUUUUCAGCUUUCAGUGUUCCUUUUCUUUCCUUCAGCUAUUUCUGUGUAAACAUCCAGAGAGGUCGAGCAGGUGCAAAUCGAAGACGUUGAGCUAUCCACUUGAUCUAGCCAUAUCACUGUAGGCCAGACAUACACAAUUCAUGAAUCGCCAACCCCCACAACCUGUGCGUUGCAGCAUCUCAAGUACUUGACACCUUCCCCCCAUACAUACAAUCUCAAUCUAUCCUGUUUAAGGCAGACAAUAAAAACAGGAAGUUUAUUGAAUAGUCACCGGGGCAAAAUAUUAGGCCUUGGGGCUGAAUUUGGCUGACUGGGUUGCCAGUUGCCCUCUGUGGAUCUAUGGAAUAUAUAAGGUGAAGAGUCUUUAUGUCUGUAAAACUAAACAACAGACUUCGGUAUCAGACUUACCCUGGUCUUCCAGAAAUUAAUCUACCUACUAAUAGUGUGAUCAAUUUUGGAAGCCAUUUCAAGUGACUUGACAUACUAACUUGAAAUGUCAAACAGCAUAGCCUGAUUAAAAGUAAUUAUUCUUAUUUCUGCAUCCAGCAACAUUAAUUUCAUAUUGCCUUUGCAAUAUUGGGAAAAAAUAACUGGGCUGAUCGACAGCAGUCACAAUUUUUUUAAAUAAACUGUUAGAACUGUGUGUCUUGCAUGUGUUGAUAUAGUAUAGUUGCCUUUGCCAACCUGGUACCCUCCCAAAGUACAAUUCCUGUCAACCCCAGUAAGCUAUGUUGACUGGGGAUGAUGGGAGUUGUAGUCCAUGAUGUAUGGAGGGCACCAGGUUGACAAAGGUGGUAUUGCAGGAUAGGAUAGGCCAUGCUUUUUUGUGUCAUCUUCAUAAAGCACUUUCUAGCUGUUUCUUUGGUGAGUGGUGAUGCUAAGAGCUUGGCACACAAUGGAUGGAUUUGCAGGUGGACUUGCUGGUCGUGAUGACGUCUCCCUAGCAAUGGCAGAAGGCGUCAUUGGUGACUUUUGUGAUUCUCAGAACUCUAUGUAGGGGACUUUGCUGCUGCUGUGAAUGGAAAGUAGAUUGCCCUCUGCAGCCCAGCAGCAUUCACUUCUAACGUGCAACAAAAUGUUGCAGGAAAACCUGCUCCCUUUCUCACGAGUAGACCAGGCAUCACAUGAGGCGGGGUUUGUGAAAAAGGAGUCCGAGUUUAUUUCUGCACAGAAGUUUUGAGCCAGUGGGAUUGCUCUGCAAAGACUGGACCAUGAACAAAAGAUCCAACAGUUUUGAUAUUCAUUGCAGAAAUUACAAAUUCAGUUACCCAAUCAGAUAUUUUUGUUUCUCUCUCAUUGAUAUGCACAUGCUGUCUUCCUGUAAUUGGUCCGAAUUGCAAACAGUGAGAGCAUGCAUACUAGCAGUCUAUAAACAAAGGAAAUUCCUCGUGGUCUGUUAGAUUUUUAUUGCAGGAUUAAGUUUAACCUCUGUAUUGUAUUUCACCCCAGUUCUUGAGCGUGCUCAGAUCGUACCAAAACCUCAGUCCAGUAUGUUUCCCUGUUUUUCAUUACCUCAAAAACAUCCCAUGGAAAUGAUGCUACAGGCCUAGGGCCUAAGAGAAGGGGCAAAUAUAAAUUGGUUUACUCUGAGGCAGCCUGCACUGAUGUCUAGGGCAGUGGAAUAGUAGAUGAAGGCAACUCCACAUUUACACACAUUCAAGGAAUGCACGACUGCACACUCAGGCAUCUCCACGGACCUGAAAAUGACUUUAAAAAUGACAAAAAUAGCCCUAAAAGAGCAUGGGAAGGCUUUUUAAAAAGUGUGUGAACAGCACCUAGCAAUGCCAGGAGCCUUUGCACUGACCGUUGAGGCAUAUGGUAAGUUGGAGUUUGAGAAAGGAGAUUUGGAGGGAGAGAUUGUGGUGGAGUUUGGCAAAGCUUUUGGAGUUUCUGCACAACUUUUUUGAGAUCUUUUCUUAGGAGGUUUUUUUGAUAUUUUUCUUUGAGGAGUUUUUGUCAGCUUGCAUUUCUUAGUACAGAAAGUAUUGAUCUGAUGUGUAGAGAUCUUUCCUAUUCUAAUUAAUUCAAGAGGGUUCUGGAAGCUUCUCUGUGUGAAAGAAACAAGCAGAAGGUUCCUGAUGUUUGGGUUAUUCCUUCGGAGAAGCUGAGUACAGCUGGCUUAAACUGGUUCUCUUAUCUCUUCUGACAAGGUCAUGCUGACUAUAAUAAGAGGCCAGAAGGAGCCUGGGUUUUACUUUUCUCUUUCUAUCUCUUUUCCUUCUGGUGUGGUGUUCUGUACAUAGUAUGCUUAGUGUUAAAGCUUAGAUUUAUUAUAAGUUGUUGUAAGUUUAAGUUAAGUCUGCUGCAACUGGAUUUCUUAUGGACAGUGCCAGUCCUGAAUGUAUUGGAUUUGUGACCAUUAUGCUCAUUUGCCUUCAGUAGCAGUAAAGCCCUGCUGGAUGAAAUAUUAAUUGCCUCUGGUCUGUUUUUGGGGAAUCCUGCAAUGUGUCUAAGUUUUUACUCUGCUAACUAUACGUUGGAAUCUGCUGUGGAUCAAUACUGAGUAGAAUGCCGUGACAGUUUUUUAAGCCUUUUUAAAGAGAUGGCACCUAAACACACCACGUUGCCAUCUUGAUGAUGACAAUCAAAUCAUCAAGUGAUGACAAACCCAAGCCAUUUUGUGCAAACAUUCAGUACCUCAGAACGUAAUCCCUGUGUAAAUGGGGAGUUCCCUGUAUCUGGAGUUGUAUAUAGUGAGGGGAAUGAUCCAUUAGCAUAAGGGUUUUUCCUUGUGCAACAGGAUAUUUCCCUCCCUUUCCUACACAUGUUGUUGUUGAUUAGUCGUUUAGUUGUGUCCGACUCUUUGUGACCCCAUGGACCAGAGCACACCAGGCACUCCUGUCUUCCACCGCCUCCCGCAGUUUAGUCAAACUCAUGCUGGUAACUUCAAGAACACUGUCCAACCAUCUCGUCCUCUGUCAUCCCCUUCUCCUUGUGCCCUCCAUCUUUCCCAACAUCAGGGUCUUUCCCAGGGAGUCUUCUCUUCUCAUGAGGUGGCCAAAGUACUGGAGCCUCAGCUUCACGAUCUGUCCUUCCAGUGAGCACUCAGGGCUGAUUUCCUUAAGAAUGGAUAGGUUUGAUCUUCUUUUGAUCUUCCUACACAUGGUUGCCCCUAAACCUGUUCUGUGGUUCUGCCCAUCCAUCCAAACCAGAUUUUGGGAUGGUGUGGGGCUCAUGCACAGGGUGUGGGGAAAUCCCAUUGUGUUAGCAUUGAUCCUUGUACUAGCGCAAGUGUUUAUCUCUGUAUUGCCCAUGGAUCUUUUUUUACUUCUAUUUUCUUUCAUUUUGUUUUGUACUCCUGAUGUAUGAUUCCAGUAUGAGGUGGAGGGGAAUGGCCAUUGGUUAUUUAAAGUUUAAAUAAAUAAAUAAAUAAAUAAAUAAAGCAGCUGGUACCCCAAUGUUAGUCUCUCAGUUUCAUAUAUCCUAUUCCUUUUAUUUACAUUUUGAAGUUACACUUCAGUGCAAUGAAGACUUGCUCCUGUUAGAAGCUAGUUGCACUCAGCAUACAUCCUAUUUAUUUUUGUAUCUGGAGGUGGCAAAUUUGUGGGAGGCAAACUUACUGCGUUAGCAUUUAAGUAGCUUGCACUUGGCUUUGAAGUGAAUAUGCCAUUAAGAUGAAUAAAGGCAGUUCAUACAGUUCUGCUGGCAUUGUUAUUCCUGUCCAUCUGGGAGCAAAACACACAAUGCAGGAAUACACUGAUUUAUAGAACCAGAGCUUCCUCUGAAAACAGGUCUAGAAACUUUAUUUUCUUUAAUGAAGCCUGCAAAUCUGUCAUGUCGAACCAAAGGGAAGCUACCUUUCCCCUCGAUGUGCAGUGAAUUUGUGUUAUAAUUCACAUUAACUCUUGACACAUUGUAACAUCAGAGGGAGAACAUAGAGCCUUACAUCAUGAAAAGGUAGGAUGUUUUUCAGGAAGUGGUACAUUUAUUGUCUUGUGGGAAGGCAAUGGAGUGGUAGACUUGGAGGUAAUGCUUCUGCUCCGGCCAUUGUAAAUUAAGACGUGGCAGUAGCUGUUUCACAUUUCCAGACAUGUUUAUAAGGGCCAGGUCAGUGAGGAUUAAACAGGAGAAAAUCAACAGGGUUGCACUUUUUCUCUCCUGGAAGCAAGAGUUUCCGUGCCAAAACCAAGCCUAACAGAUCUGGAAAAUCAGAUUCAUCCAAGAGUAUCUAGCACUGUUGGACAACCACUUGCUCAAACACCUUGCCCAAGAAGAGUGUUGCCAUAUCAUCUGUGCUGUGUUGCCUUUGGGGUGUUUCUGACUAGAUAUGGGGCUCCUCUGGAUUAUCAUAUAUUGAGGAUUUAUCCUGAUUUGCUUACAGAAAGCUGGUUAGACCAUGUCCAGUUUUCAUUAACCAUUUUCCAGAUUUGUUUGUGGGCGAUCGUAGAGUUUGGAUUUGAUAUCCCGCUUUAUCACUAUCCGAAGGAGUCUCAAAGCGGCUAACAUUCUCCUUUCCCUUCCUCCCCCACAACAAACACUCUGUGAGGUGAGUGGGGCUGAGAGACUUCAGAGAAGUGUGACUGGCCCAAGGUCACCCAGCAGCUGCAUGUGGAAGAGCAGGGAAUCGAACCCGGUUCACCAGAUUACGAGUCUACCGCUCUUAACCACUACACCAUACUGGCUCUAGAGUCAUAUACUUGUAGAAUUGGAAAUGAACCUGAGGAACAUCUAGUCUAGGGCUAUCAAACGUCCUGAUUUUCCAGGACAUGUCCUGGAAUUCGCCUCAAAAAAUGGCAUCCUGGAUUAUUUUUUUGGAAAUUGGGGAAAUAUUCUGGAAAACCAGCAAUGGGGGGUUUACUAAACAAAGCUCAACAACUUUUGGGAUGUUUCAGCUAAAUAAUACAUGACAGGGGGCCAUUCAACCUCUGCUUAAAAUAUCCAGUAACGUAGAGUCCUCCACCUCUUGAAGGAGUCCGUCUAAUAGCUCUUACUGUCAGAAAAUUCUCCCUGAGGUUUAGUCAGAAUCUCCUUUCUCGUAACUUGAAUCCAUUGGUUUGGGUCAUAGCUUCCAGAGCAGGAGAAAACAAGCUUGCUCCAUCUUCCAUGUAACAAAUAAACACUUUUUUUGGGGGGGGGGAUCUUUUAAGGUAACACACUUUUGUAUAUUAUUUUCAUGAAUGCAUGUGUUUUCAUGCACACUUUAUCUUUAUCUCUACAUAUUUGAACACAUUACCCACCUGGAGAACUGACUGCACAUUGGUAUUUGCAAGUGUAUGGCAAAAUUCAGAUAACUGCACAUUUUAAAGGAUAGGUCUGUUUUGUUUUUGUUUUUUUUAAAUGAUAUUUAUUGAGAAUUUUUUUAAAAAAUUGCACAAAAAGAAAGAAACAAGACAAAAAGAAAGAAAAAGUAAAAGUAAAACCAUCAUUCUCCAAUUUUCCACUUUCAAUACCUUCUUUCCUUGACCUCCUCCUCCUCCCUUUUCCUGUAUCCUGAUUUAUAAUAAUCACAGCAAAUCCUUUCCAUAAUUCAUAAUAUUCUGUCCUCACAUUACCUUAAUCUAUUUUCAUCUUAUCUUAUAUAUAAAAAAGUUUAAAACUUAAAUCUUAAUUUUUACCAACUUCUCCUAACCAUAACAUUCUUACCUAAUUCUUUAGACAUUUUUAUAAGAGCCAAAUAAUUUCAUUUCAACAUUUUCCUAACAUUCAUCAAUUUUGUAAAACAGUCCUAAUGAAAGAAAUAGAAAUUUAAGCAAUCCAAUCUUCAUCCAGCGUCCCUUCCUCCUGGUCCCGGGUUUUGUCAGUCCUUUUUGUCCUAUUAAUCUAGCACAUUAACCUGGCAAUCUUAUAUCCGAGGCCCUCAAGUCUCUUCCAUGUCCCAUCCACAGCUCUUCUUCAUAUUUUCCUUCUAUUCGUGGGAACUCCAGCUUGGUAAUGUUUUUGACCCUUUUCAACAAAACAGUCCCUUUUCCAUAGUCCAGACUAGACUCGAUGUAGUAUUUAAAAACAUGUUCCAGAUUCCCUUCAAAGUUGAGAGCCCCCACUGCUCCAGACAUCUGACGGCCCCUUUCCAGACUCGAAAAGUCCAAAUCUCCCUGUAUAGGGGGGUCUAUCCAACCCCCCAUUUCCAAACCAAACCAAAUUUUAUCUUUCCAAGUCUGGUCUUUUCCAAGUUCAUUUGUCAAGUCCAAAAAUUUAUAUUCCUGCUGGGCCGCAGCUCCUUCCGUCUCUGGCGCCCAAGAUUCAGCAGAAUCCUCAUCUCUCAGCUGUUCUGUCAUGGCACGCUCCUGUUUUAGUUCCUGGGUGGGCUCCAUAUAGUUUCCCACUACCUGUUCAAAGGUUCUGGCCACAUUAGUCAUCAAAUCCGUCUUCUGGCUUAACUGAUCCAAUAGGGCAUUUAUUUUGCAGAAAGCACCCAACAGUGCUUCUGCAGACAUUGUCCUGCAAGGUCACAAACCCUUUCCCACGGUUGUAAUCAGUGACAGCUGCAAGCUCCCAGGGAUUAGUUACAAUUUCACAGUUCCCCUCUAGGGGGAAAAACUUCUGAUUGUUCUUUCUCUUAAAAACAAUAGCAACAAAGUUUCUUUUUUAAGAUAUUUUGUCCAUAUUUGUUCUUUUAAGAUGUGAAAGGGAGCAAUGGAGUCACUAUGUUUCUCUUCUUUUAACUAUCUGUCAAAGACAUUUGUUUCUGGUCAGUGAGCUUCAAACGUCAAUUCUGACACCCCGCUCCAGGAUCAGGACGGUGGAAAAUGACUUUGCUUUAGAUUCACUUCUGCAGGUUUAAACAGCUCGAAAAAAGCUCCCCUUCUUCUCCUGCUACCGAAGGGGGGUUCAGCAAUUUAAAUGAUGAAAGUCAAUCCUUUAAGAGUGAUUUUUAAAGCUCUAGUUUGCUUUGUCUUUGCUUUGUUCUGGCUACAGGGAAACGGAAGGCUGACUUCCUGUUUAAACCUUUCCGUUUCAGUACCAAAUUAGGGUAAAUUUUUAAGUCCAAAUUCCUUUCUAUUUCACCAGUUCUUAUUUAAAGUCCAGAUAUUCAAUGUUCCAUUACUCACGGUUGGUUAUUUUAGAUGCCAAAUUGUCCCAGGAAAAAGGCAGCGCUCUCCGGCAACGGCUAUGCGGCUUCGCUCCGCAGGAAAAGUGAUUGACUCACAGCACCGUGCCACUUCCCCCUCUUUGCUUCGGAGCCCGUUUGUGGGUUCCUUUGCGGGUUGGGGGGGCGCUAAGGGUGCCCGCCGAGUCCCACGGUCACAGGCUUCAUCCGCCUGUGAUUUCCAGAAGGGUCCCGCUUCACCGCAGCGGAAAAGACCCGUUUCAUGCGGAGCUGGUCCCUCCAGUUCGGAGGGAGUCCGCCAUUGCCGAUGGCGCCAUCCCGGAAGUCGGAUAGGUAUGCUUUGAUUUGAGUAUUGUUUUGGAAAGUACAAAUUGUUUUAGGAAAGUACAAAUUAUGUAGGCUUGCCUUUAAAUGUGAAUCAAAACUCCCCAAUUUACUCAAAUGUUUAUACAAAAUCUUUCUAUCGUAAUUCCUUUUUGAUUGCUUGGUCUGAAUGUUUUUUCACCUUCCUUAUUAAGCAAAAUAUCUGCAAAGACCAGGUUUCAAUAGUUGUAUGCAAUAAAGGUGUUAACUUUUUCUUCUUCUUUUACCGGCACUCAGUCAAUUUAUUUUUAAGUUCCUUAUUUGGAGCAAGAAGAUAGGUGUGAUUAUGUGAUCUCUUCUCCUCUUCCAAUCCUCACCAGCCUAGAGGAAGCUUGUAGCUUGUAAUGUCACUUGGGAUGGUUUGCCCCCAUUGGGAUUUCCAUCUGUCAUAAGGAAAUAGAGGUUUGCAUAGGAGCAAAUGGAAUAUGGUAAAUAGUUCAUUCCUGCAAGUGCAGAAAUAGCUUAGGUGAUAUAUCUCAACAGUGCACAAUUUCAUAUUCGUUUUAUAAGAAGCUAGAAGGCCAUCAAAUCUGACACAAUGUUGUAUGUCUGUGGAGAACUAUUGUUGUUGGACAACAGAUAAAUAGAAUGAAAGAAAAAUAAUAUUAAAGUGGGGAAGAAUGAGAUGUUCUUCCUCGUCACAUCCGUACUAAGGCUACAGAACUAACAGGGAACCACUGAGAGAGGGGCAGAAUGUUGGGAAGAGAUUUCAUCUUCAUAGUGAACAUACUGGAAAGAAAACAGGGUCACUCAAAAAUAAAGUAGCAGUUUCUUCAUGCGUGGCUCAGGGCAACCAGAAACUCCUGACCAUGUCUUCUUUCACUGCCAAUAUUUUACAGACAUACGAGUUAGGUUCAUCCUGCCAAUACUACACAAAUUGCCUGGAUGGACAGAACAAGUCUUUACCUCCUUGCUCCUUCAAGAUGCAAACCCAGAUGUAACCUACUCAGCAGCCAGAUUUCCGGUGCUUUGGUUUGCCAAAGAAUGGUUUGGCAUUGAAGACCUUAAGGGCAGAAGGGAUAUGUGAAUUACCUCUUGUUAUGAAAAAACACAUUAUGGCCUGCAUAGACAUCUUACUGGCAUUCACCGCUUUUACAAAAUAUCCAGUGCAAUAAUCUGAUUGCCAUAAACCUGCUUUGCACGGACUUCCAGCACACCAGACUCAUGCUGACAUUUUCUGAUUUGGCUGCUCCUAAAAAGCUCCUGAAAUAUAGGGCCCUCUUAUAAGACUAAAUUUGAGUUGAGACGAGUUUUUAAAGAUACAGAAUGAAAACAACUACUGCCAAAUUUGUUGUAUUGCCGGACUGACCCUGAGCAAUCAAUGCCCUCUUUGUCGGAGGGAACUUGCCAUAGGUCCAUGGUUCAUUUGGCAGGGCCGUUAAGGAUGGAUACGCGCGAUGCACCCAGCCGUAACACUCCCUUGGAGAGGAAAACCUUAGAGCAAAAAGGCCAGCUACAUAAAGAACACCAGCCCAAUCUAGAUAAGUCAAAGACAGGACAGUCCAGUAGCCCCUUAGUUGAUCUCGAAAUUCACCAUCUAUUACCCCAGCUGGAACCCGAUCAGCCAUCGCCAAGUGACGCUCCUGCCAAGGGAAACGUGACACACAGACAAACAGAAUGGUUUGGGUCACUUACCAGACCCAAACUGAUGGCUUGUAUGCCCUCUUUGGUACCCACCCUUCUAUAGUUACUUUUGCAACUGUUGAUUUUAAGUCUUACUCACCCCACCCUAUCUUUGAGUCACUCCUUUAACACGUUUUAUCUGUGUUACUUCCUAAAUCACUGUGUGUUUCUAUUUUAACUUAUGCUGGUCUGUGACCGUAAUAAAGAUGGUGAUCGUGAUGAUACAGUCAAACCUUGGUUCCCGAAUGGCUUAGUUGCCAAAUAAAUUGGCUCCCAAACACAGCAAACCCAUUUUUUCGGAAGCUGAACAUCCGACACAGCUUCCGUUUGAGUGCAGGAAGCUCCUGCAGCCAAUCGGAAGCCACGCCUUGGUUGUCGAACAGUUUCGGGAGUCGAACAGACUGCUGGAACGGAUUAAGUUUGAGAACCAAGGUACCGCUGUACUUGCAUACCUUAAAGGUAAAGGUAAAGGGACCCCUGACCAUUAGGUCCAGUCAUGGCCGACUCUGGGGUUGCGGCGCUCAUCUCGCUUCUGGGUCAUGUGGCUAGCAUGACUAAGCCGCUUCUGGCGAACCAGAGCAGUGCACAGAAACGCCGUUUACCUUCCCGCCAGAGCAGUACCUAUUUAUCUACUUGCACUUUGACAUGCUUUUGAACUGCUAGGUUGGCAGGAGCAGGGACCAAGCAACGGGAGCUCACCCCAUCGUGGGGUUUCGAACCGCCGACCUUCUGAUAGGCAAGUCCUAGGCUCUGUGGUUUAGCCCACAGCACCACCCGUGUCCCUACUUGCAUACCUUAGGUAUGCAGAAAUACGGCCUAUCGGGCUUCAUGCUCAGGUACCACCACUGCAAGCACAAGCACCCACCACAAGCGCUGGCUCAUCCCUCUCCCUGUGCUCAGAGGUGGUGGUGCUGAGGAGAGGAAACAGGAUGUUCGAGGAUCAGAUUGGAAACCGGAGUGGCUUCUGUAAUUCCGGGACCAUCCUGGGAAAAUCGGGACAUGAAGGGUACGCACAGGUGCUGCGAAACCCAGCCCAGCACAAAAUGACUGCCGUGGGCAACAAAACAAGAAAUGUUGGUACUCUGCAUCAGUGAAUACGGUCACAGAAAAAGCCUAGGUACAGUGGUACCUCGGGUUAAGUAGUUAAUUCGUUCUGGAGGUCUGUUCUUAACCUGAAACUGUUCUUAACCUGAAGCACUACUUUAACUAAUGGGGCCUCCUGCUGCUGCCGUGCUGCCGGAGCACGAUUUCUGUUCUCAUCCUGAAGCAGAGUUCUUAACCUGAGGUACUAUUUCUGGGUUAGCAGAGUCUGUAAACUGAGGCAUAUGUAACCUGAAGCAUAUGUAACCCGAGGUACCACUGUAGUUGGAAAACUGAAUCCCUCUAUGUCGGUCUCCAGAUUCAGAACCCACAAAGGCUUGAGUCCUGAGUAACAGCAGAGUCUUAAUCUUGGGAGAAAAGCAAUGACAAACCUAGACAGCAUCUUAAAAAGCAGAGACAUCACCUUGCCAACAAAGGUCCGUAUAGUUAAAGCUAUGGUUUUCCCAGUAGUGGUGUAUGGAAGUGAGAGCUGGACCAUAAAGAAGGCUGAUCUCUGAAGAAUUGAUGCUUUUGAAUUAUGGUGCUGGAGGAGACUCUUGAGAGUCCCAUGGACUGCAAGAAGAUCAAACCUCUCCAUUCUUAAGGAAAUCAGUCCUGAGUGCUCACUGGAAAAACAGAUCCUGAAGCUGAGACUCCAAUACUUUGGCCACCUCAUGAGAAGAGAAGAUUCAUUGGAAAAGACCCUGAUGUUGGGAAAGAUGGAGGGCACAAGGAGAAGGGGACGACAGAGGACGAGAUGGUUGGAUGGUGUUCUCGAAGCUACCAACAUGAGUUUGACUAAACUGCGGGAGGCAGUGGAAGACAGGAGUGCCUGGCGUGCUCUGGCCCAUGGGGGCACGAAGAGUCGGACAUGACUAAACGACUAAACAACAACAACAACUUAAUCUGGCAAUGGUCUCUCUGUCUGUCUCUCUUACCCAUUGACACCAUAUUGAUAGGCAGUUAGUAGCACAUAAACUGCCGUUUGCAAAAAAAAUACAAAGACAAUCUAUGGAGUGCUGUUUUAUUUGGAGUCAAAUAUUGCAAUACAGCUCCAGUAGUGAAUACAAAAAUCCCUCUUUAUUGUCUGUGCUCAAAGGGUGCAUUAUUCUUCUGUGAUCUACACUGGAACUUGCUAUCACACAUGCAAUUACUUAAAUGUCAAGAUCAGCUUCGUCAAGGUUCUUUCUUAAAACGAUCAUAUAAUUUGUUGUUUUCACCCAACUGCUUCUUAAAUGCAAACAUGGAAAUUUACUUGCUUUGCCAUCUGAAUUAUUUACAUCCUAUAAAUGACAUGCAUGUGUACAAACAAUUAAGAACUGUAAAUAGAAUAGAAAGCCUCCACAGAGGCUUGUGAACAUAACCCUGUGUGUGUGUUGCUUCAACUGUGUUAUGAAACUGCUGAGGACUUAAGAGUCAUUACUGCCAUUUUAACUGAAAGCGUAUUGGCCCCGUGAAAGAGACAUUGUGCUUAUAAAUAUUUUACAGUUAAAACUGAAUUAUUGAGAAAAAGUGAAAUUCAAUAAUCUAGGAUGCCUUUAGCAUUCAUUCUACACAAAGAGUGUCUAGCUAUAAGCAGGAGAUCAGGAAGCCUGAACUUGCAGAGGCCCAUUGUUCUUAACUGAAUAUUUAAACUUCCAAAACUUGCCAAGGGAAAUGCUGUGUGGGAAUGAAUAAUUUCUUCUCCUAAAAGCUUAACCACUACAGUCUGCUGUACUUUGCUAUGUUCUAAUCAAUGGGUGGGCAAACUAAGGCCCGGGGGCCGGAUCCGGCCCAAUUGCCUUCUAAAUCCAGCCUGUGGAUGGUCUGGAAAUCAGCAUGUUUUUACUUGAGUUGAAUGUGUCUUUUUAUUUAAAAUGCAUCUCUGGGUUAUUUGUGGGACAUAAGAAUUCAUUCUUUUUUUUCCCUUCCCCAAAAUAUAGUCCGGCCCCCCACAAGGUCUGAGAGAGAGUGGACCGGUCCCCUGCUGAAAAAGUUUGCUGACCCCUGUUCUAAUUCAUCCAAGUAUUCAAAUAGGAUACAACUCACUUUGGUGAGCACUUAAAAUGUCACAGACUCCAACACUGUUGCUGCUUUCGCUCACAGGGCUUGUUCUACAGCUGUUGCCUUUUUUGAUGAAAUAAUUUUUAUUUGAUUUUACAAGCAUAUAGUUACAACAAUACAAAAUACAUAUGCAUAUUUGGAGAUUUCUCCGAAUCUCUAGACUUCCCAUCUUCCCCUGCAUGGGUCCUAUUAUAAACCUUUUCAACUGCACAUUUUUUCAACAUCCAAAUUGUAUGUCUCUCCAAUUUUAUCCACAAUAUCUUCUACAUUACAAGUAAUAAUAAUAAUAAUAAUAAUAAUAAAUUUAUACCCCACCCAUCUGGCUGGGCUUCCCCAGCCACUCUGCUAAUGUUCAUGUUAAUUGCAAUUCUGCUAAUGUUUUCAUCUGCUUACAGUGAUCUCUCAAGUAAACUUAAAAAAAAAAAGUCCCAUUCUUUACUGAAGUUUUGGUCUUCUUGGUUCCUUAGCUUUCCGGUCAGUUUUGCCAUUUCAGCAUAAUCCAGCACUUUAGUUUGCCAUUCUUCUCUGGUAGGGACUUUGUCUUCCUUCCAUCUCCAGGAUAGUAGCAUCCGUGCGGCUGCUGUUGUGUACAUGAAAAGUCAUUUCUGUUCCUUUGGAAUAUAAGCACCUACAAUUCCUAAUAAAAAAGCUGCUUUUUUAAAAUAAAAGUUAUUUUAAACAUUUUUUUUCAAUUCAUUAUAUAUCAUUUCCCAGAAUGCUUUUGUUACCUUACACAUCCACCACAUAUGGUAAAAGGUGCCUUCUUUUUCUUUACAUUUCCAGCAGAUAUUUGUACUUGUCUUAUACAUUUUUGCUAGCUUGUUAGGAAUCAAAUACCACCAGUACAUCAUUUUCAUAUAAUUUUCUUUCAGCGUACAAUACAGCUGCUGCCUUUACCUAUAGCUCCAUAAAAAUGUACUUGCCAUUUUAUAAUCUGAGGAAGAUGCAUUGUGUGAGACACAGAAGGUAGGAUUCAGCUAAGUUUUACUAGAUCAUUGAAAUUAAGUUAGGUCCAUUCAUUUUGAUGGUUCUGUUCCAAGUAAACUUUCACUGAAUGCCACCCCAAGUCUUGACAUGCAGAAUGAAAAAAAGGUUCCCACAGAAUAUUAUGAAAGCCACUCAUUGAAUCUUGGUCAACUUUUCAUAUUUACAUGCCAGAAAUGCAAUAUCCCUCUCAUGCCCUCAUUUUCUGCGAUUCUGUGGGGAGGGGGAUGUUAUUGGCUUUUCACCCUUAAUUUUAUUAUGUAUCUUGUGUUAUUAUCCUGUAUUUUUAUGUUGUGAACUUCCCUGAGAUCUACAGAUAAAGGGUGCCCCAGAAAUUUAAUAAAUAAAAUUCAUAAAAAGCUAAGCCCAAGUGGACUGGAGCGACUUCCCAAAGGUUACAUCUGGCUUUGUUUUCUUUUCAUUAAGGAAGUGAGAGCUGGACCAUAAAGAAGGCUGGUCGCUGAAGAAUUGAUGCUUUUGAAUUAUGCUGCUGGAGGAGACUCUUGAGAGUCCCAUAGACUGCAAGAAGAUCAAACCUAUCCAUUCUGAAGGAAAUCAGUCCUGAGUGCUCACUGGAAGGACAGAUUGUGAAGCUGAGGCGCCAAUACUUUGGCCACCUCAUGAGAAGAGAAAACUCCCUGGAAAAGACCCUGAUGUUGGGAAAGAUGGAGGGCACAAGGAGAAGAGGAUGACAGAGGACGAGAUGGUUGGACAGUGUUCUCAAAGCUACUAACGUGAGUUUGACCAUACUGCGGGAGGCAGUGGAAGACAGGAGUGCCUGGCGUGCUCUGGUCCAUGGGGUCACGAAGAGUCGGACACAACUAAACGACUAAACAACAACAAAGGGGGGGGGAGCUCCCAUCCAAGCACUAACCAGGCCUGACCCUGCUUAGCUUCCAAGAUCAGACAAGAUCGGGCGUGUUCAGAGUAGUAUGGCCGUAGCUUUGAAAUGUUAUUAAUGGAAAAUUAAUAAAAAUUUUCUUUAAAAAAGCAAAAGAACAAUAAAAGCUAAGUAAUAGGGCACUUGAUAAGGGUGUAUAAAAUAAUUCAUAGUGUGCAUAAAGUGAAUAGAGACAGUUCUUUCACCAUCUCUCAUAAACCUGAGAUCAUCCCCCACAGUUGACUAUUAGAAAAAGCCCAGAAGUAAUUCUUCACUCAGUGCACAGUGAUGCUGUGGAAUUUCCUAGCGCAAGUUGCGAUGAUGAGGACCAACUUAGACAGCUUUAGAAGAGGAUUCAACAAAUUGAGCUAUCGUUGAAUACUAGCCACAAUUUAAACAUUGAUGUAGAAAUUAUAGUAAAAGUAACGUUAUUUUAAUAUAUUUUUAUAUGAAUGUUUGCUUCCAUUCUAAAAUGCAUCUUCUUCUUCUUUUCCCUGGAAGUGACUUUGGAUAACAGUUCAGGGACAAAAUCAUCAUGGGGAGGAAGGUUGAGGGAAUGAAUACUGAAGGGUUUGUAAAGGUAAAGGUAAAGGUACGACCGAUCAACGGGAGCUCACCCCAUCGUGGGGAUUCAAACCACCGACCAUCUGAUCGGCAAGCCCUAGGCUCUGUGGUUUAGACCACAGUGCCACCCACAUUCCGGUAUGUUGUCAGGUAAUAAAUACCACGCCACCACAUCAUCAUGCUUUUUGUGUUGAAAACUGAGCUUCCCACAUGAUAGAUAAAUCAGAUGACUUAUUUAUUGUACUGCCAGAUCUUAUGCACAUUAGAUUUGCUAAGCAUUCAAAUGUGGUUUUGAGUCAGGGAUUGGUGUCAGGAUGCCACAGAUUAUUCUCUACUUCCUAAGCAGCGAUUGCAUAUUUGUCAUCAAGAGUCCACAGCGACCAAAAGGUUUGCAAAUAGGUGUUGUAGAUGUGAGAAAUGAUAAACCAUUUGAAAUAGCUAUGACAUUUUUUUUCGAGCCUAAGGAACAAUACCUGAUAGUGAUCUGGUGAAGGUUUCUCAAUGAAGAACAAUGCAUAAGAAUUCCAAGUCUGUGCUACUGGAUGGAAAAUGAUGAGCUAUUAAUAGUGUAAGUCCUAUACAUGUCUCUCCAAGCACAAGUCCUAUUGAGUACAUUAGGAUUUACUCCCAUGUAAAUGUGAAUACAACUGCAGCCUAAAUCAGGGCUGUGCUUUACUUAAAUGGGAAGCAAUGCACUAGAAAGCCAACUGCAUCGCAAUGUACAAUUACAAUGUCAAAAAUCGUGAGAACAGUGAACAUUGCCUCCAUCAAUACAAACAUUGCAUAACACAGAUCUCUGGUACCUGGUGUUCAGAAAGGUAUUUUGAAAACAAAUGGGGAGAUUUUACACAUCUGCUAGUACAGACUUGAUUCUAACCCAGUAUUUCCAGUUGAAAAUUUAGAAUAAUAAUAAUAGUACCCACUCGUUUCUACCUCAAUAACAAUUUGCAAGGGAGUUAAUAUUAGCAGCAAUGUGAUGAAUAAGGUACGUCAUGUACCUUGUCUUGCAAAAAUAGCAGCAGGGGAUUGCAGCACGGAUAACUGUGUUCAACGCAGAGGAAAAGCUGGCAGCACAGAGACAUCAUUUACCAAUGUCAGUCUCAUUUCAAUAAUCACUUGAACCUGCUAAUUGUCGGUAAACCUCUGAGCUACACCUUGUGUCGUUUUCCUAUCUCAAAGUGCUUCCAUCUAUCACUGCCACUGAGCUCACUCUAGACUGCUCUCUGCAUUUGAAAAGCUUCCAGUCACGUAGCUGCAUAAUUUACAUGGCAUUCUACCAAGGGGAUAUCAAGACGCAGUGCAAAUUCAGCACAUCAUCCACUUUUCUUAGUGCAUGUAAAGGUGCCAGCUGUGUCCUUAAUUUGGGAGGGCUCUGUACACACAUCUCAGGAGCCCUCUCAGUUUUCCUGGAAAGUACUCCACAGGCUGGAUUGCAUUUCUGCGACACAGUCACUUGAGAAAAUGUAUCCCGUUCAAGUUCCACAUGAUUAUAAAAGGUAAGUAGAUUUAAUAUAGCCAAUUAGCUGCUACUACUGCAAACCCUUCAGGGAUGCUGGUGGCUCUGUGGUUUAGACCACAGUGCCACUAGUGUCCCUGAAGGGUUUGUAGUAGUAGCAGCUAAUUGGCUCUAUUAGGGCUUGCUGAUCAGAAGGUCGGUGGUUCGAAUCCCUGCGACGGGGUGAGCUCCCGUUGCUCAGUCCCAGCUCCGGCCCACCUAGCAGUUCGAAAGCACGUCAAAGUGCAAGUAGAUAAAUAGGUACCACUUCGGCGGGAAGGUAAAUAGCGUUUCCAUGUGCUGCUCUGGUUCACCAGAAGCGGCUUAGGCUAAGCCGCUUAGUCAUGCUGGCCACAUGACCCGGAAGCUGUCUGCAGACAAACACCGGCUCCCUUGGCCUAUAGAGCGAGAUGAGCACAGAAUCCCAGAGUUGUUUGCGACUGGACCUAACGGUCAGGGUUCCCUUUACCUUUAACACACACAGAGAGAAAAACUUUUUGAAUGAAGGUUCAUUGAAAGUAUGUAUGCAGGUAGAAUACGGACUCGGCUGAACACCAGUUUUGUAUUAUUAUUAGCAGAAGGUCUCAAGUUUGGUCGCUGGUUCUCCAGGUCAGACUGUCAAAGACUCCUUUGUGAAAUUUUGGAAAGCCACUGUUCUCUGGCAGUUUUGUCACCAAUGUAACAUUUGUAAACUUUUUUUAUAUGCUAUAUUUAUUUUAGCUAAUAUGAUUUAAACUCCAAUUAAUCAUGAAAUAUUUGUGUUUUAAAUGGAUUAAUCUUCCCUAGAAAAAAAAUAAUCAAGGAGUUUGCCAAAAAAUAGUUUCAAUGUUUUUUUUGUGAUGUGUUUUACGAGAUGUGACCAACAUGUUUGGAACCUCAAGAAUUUAUCUGUAACUUUCUUAUUUUCUAAAUGUGUGAAUCAAAAAAUAAAUCCCAUCUGCAGCAAUAUGCAUUUUGUAACAUGCUCAACCAGUGUAAAUUAUAUUGUCCUAAGCUAAUCUCAUUUUGUUCCUAAUGUACAAUUUCUUCUUAAUUCUACAAAUGAGAAAGCAAAACUAUCAGUAGUACAAUAAAAGGACAUUAACCUAUUGUCUAUUUUCUUGGAAAGGUCUUUAACUAAACUUUAGAAAAUAAUUAGAGAAAUUCUGAGUCAUCUUGCAUGUCGUGCUUCUGGUUGUUUUACUCACAUGUAAAAUGCCACCUUUAAAAAACUGUUGGCAGAUUAUUGUGGAUUUGAUUGCUGGUUUGAUGUGAAUGAUUUUUGGACUGGGGGAGGUUGAAGUUUGUUUAUUUUUUAAAUAAUGGAUAAGUAAUACAGUGGUACCUCGUGUUAAGUACUUAAUUCGUUCCGGAGGUCCGUUCUUAACCUGAAGCUGUUCUUAACCUGAAGCACCACUUUAGCUAAUGGGGCCUCCUGCUGCUGCCGUGCCGCUGGAGCACGAUUUCUGUUCUCAUCCUGAAGGAAAUUUCUUAACCCGAGGUACUAUUUCUGGGUUAGCGGAGUCUGUAACCUGAAGCAUAUGUUGCGCGUUGAGGUCCCCAAGACACCCCCCCCCAAAGAAAACACAAUUGACACUUAAUUUUUGUUUAAGGUUUUUGGCAUAAUUUUGGCCACAACUUUAUUCGAAUUACAGCAAUGUGAGUGGUUGCUAAGGCAUUGGUAGCACUAACUGACCCCGCACGGGGACAGCUCUGACAUUCGCACCCCCCGCGAAGUCAGCAAGGGUAAGUCACCUGGGGACAGAGACGGAACUGGGAACCAUGCCUCACCUCUUCCCAGAAUGCUCCCAGGGGCUUGCGUGGCCCUAGCCCCUUGCCAGGGGGUUUCGGACAAAAGCAUGGGGCGCCCCUGGGUUCCUUUAACGGAAAACCCUUGAAGCAGCAGCAGCAGCAUUUUGGAGGGGCAGACACAGCCGAAUCCAUACCACUCCACCAACCAAUUCCAAGACCAAUGCCUAACCGCAAACCUUACAAGUUGUGACGAUUUGCUACGCAGUAGGCAAAAACCAAGUGGCACACACUAAUCAGCCAAAUGGACAAAAUUCCUACCGGGCCCCUGCCCCAAAGCAGACGACCCCAUGACAGGCAUAGCAAGGUCAAGCAAACAGCCUAAAAUUAGGGAAGGGAGGGCGGGUGAUCCGAAGUAAGCAGCGAAAAGAGGAAGUUCUUCGCUGCGAGCAUUGUAUUUAACAAAUAGGGCUGUCAAUCAGCAAAUGGCAACAUCUAGAUAUCCCCAGUAACAGCCCGCCCCUGCUUAAAGGAUGGCCAAACCAUUUGCCUAGUAACAGUGAGGUGUCUUGUCAGCCCCGCCCGCAACCUGUGCUCUCCAUGAGGGAGAACACACUUAACCUGAAGCGUAUGUACCCUGAGGUACCACUGUACUUGAGUAUUGUUAAUGUUGUUCACUACUAUUGAUACAGUUGGUAUGUUCCCCCCUCCCUACAUGGAUGUUAUGUUAUAUGAAAUAUUAAUGUAUUAUAUGAUCUCCCCCCUUUUCCCCUAUGGUAUUAUGUAUUGUAUAUUUUUGUUUGUUGUCACCUGGAGGCCUUCGGAUGACAAGUGACUAUUAAAUCAAUCAAUGAAAGAAAGAAAGAAAGAAAGAAAGAAAGAAAGAAAGAAAGACUUUGGGAAAUUAUAUUUAAAAAUGAUGUAAAACAUGUUUACAAUAUAUGGAAAUGAAAAAUGGAUCUGUGGGUUUUUUAUUUAAUUUUUAUAAACGUAUUUUAUUGGUUUUUCAAAAAGAAUAUGAGAAUGUAACGUCCCAUAACAAUGAUUUGCCCUCCCCAUGUCCUCCUCCAAAGCAUAGUGUCCUAUGGGAAAAGGUUAUUACAAAGAAAAAAGGGUCUGUUAUGCUGACAUUUUCAUGGAAUUAUCUUAUAGACCAUAGUGAACUAGACAGACAAGUUGUCAGACUUGGUAUAAGGAACUUUCUGAUGUUCCUAAUCAGUACAGUGGUACCUUGGUUUAAGAACAGCUUAGUUUAUGAACAACUUGGAUUAAGAACGCUGCAAACCCGGAAGUAGGUGUUUUAGUUUGUGAACUUUGCCUUGGAAUAAGAACAUGUAUCGCUUCCUGUUGAGUGUGUUCCAUUUAUAAAUUGAGUCCCCCACUGCUAUGGUAAAGCACGCCUUGGUUUAAGAACGCUUUGGUUUAAGAACGGACUUCUGAAAUGGAUUAAGUUCGUAAACCAAGGUACUACUGUAGAUGAUAAACAUAAUGAAGCUUUCAUCCAAACAUAUUCACAACUCUUUGCAAAUAGGUGAUGGCAGUACAGACAAGAGCAUUUCUGAGCAUAUGAAGUGUGACUUCCUUUUGUUCUCGUUGUACUGAGGAUAUAAAUUUGUGUCCCUUCUCUUAGAAUAUAGGUUGACACAUGAUCUUAAAAUUUAGGUGGUGCAAAAGCACUCCUAAUUGUUAUGAACACACACUCAAAAUGCAUUCAUAGAUUUGACACUACGUAACCAAUUUUAACCAUAAAGAAGGAUCGCCGAAGAAUUGAUGCUUUUGAAUUAUGGUGCUGGAGGAGACUCUUGAGAGUUCCAUGGACUGCAAGAAGAUCAUACCGAUCCAUUCUUAAGGAAAUCAGCCCUGAGUGCUCACUGGAAGGACAGAUCCUGAAGCUGAGGCUCCAAUACUUUGGCCACCUCAUGAGAAGAGAAGACUCCCUGGACAAGACCCUGAUGUUGGGAAAGAUGGAGGGCACAAGGAGAAGGGGACGACAGAAGACGAGAUGGUUGGACAGUGUUCUCGAAGCUACCAGCAUGAGUUUGACCAAACUAUGGGAGGCAGUGGAAGACAGGAGUGCCUGGCAUGCUCUGGUCCAUGGGGUCACGAAGAGUCGGACACGACUAAACAACAACAACAACAAACCAAUUUUAAAAUAUUGGUUAAGUGAGCAGGGCUGUUUCUUUCGUUCUCCAGCUCUGCAAAGUUCUCUUGGCCUUAAACAUUUCUUAUUACUUUGUGAGACCUUGGCUCUUUUGACGUCUGCAUUUGCUGUUGGAAUUAUAUCCAUCAAAGGCUCAGGCUGUCACUGUGAGGCUUACCUACUGGAACAAUGUCCAAGAAAGGAUCUAACACCUCCAUGAAUCAAACAUUUAUUCAUUUUUGUUUCUGUGCCAGGUAUCAAUAAAGCUAACUAUCCAGUGUAAAUAAUUGGGCUAGCAUCUAAAUGAACACUGACCAAAGGCAAAUGGGAUGAGAGCCAGCUGCUGGCUGUCAGGAGAAAGAUGGAGAGCUUUGUCCCUCCUGCAACAGCCCACUGUGUUUCUAGGAUGCACAUGGAAGAGAUUACGCCUCUCUUCUGGUGGACCACUUGGUUUAUUUGAUGAAGAGGAGGGCAGAGAGCCCUCUCUCUCCUGCACCAUUUUCUUUUCUUUUCUUUUCUUUUUUUAUUGGCUUAUUUUUUUUUUUUAUACAGACAGCAAAACAAAGAAGUCUAAAUUAGCAUUGCCUUCUACCGAUAAGAAAUACCGUAUUUUUCGCUCUAUAAGACGCACUUUUCCGCCUCCAAAAAUUAAGGGGAAAUAUGUGUGCAUCUUAUGGAGUGAAUGCAGGCUCCUUGGCUUCAGCGAUAGCAACGCGAAGCCUCCAAAGUGCAGAGAGAGUGCUCCCUCCGCGCUCUGGAGGCUUCACGUUGCUUUCGCUGAAGCCUGGAGAGUGAGAGGGGUCGGUGCGCACUGAUCCCUCUCGCUCUCCUGGCUUCGCUUCUCUGGAGAGGCACUGCACAGCGCCCCUUCAGCGAAGCGGGAGGAGAAAUGGAAGGGGCUCCGUUUCUCCUGCCGCUUCACUGAAGGGGCACUGAGCGGGGAGGGGGAGAUUUUUGUCUUCUUGUUCUCCCCCUCUAAAACAAGGUGCAUCCUAUGGUCGGUUGCGUCCUAUAGAGCGAAAAAUACAGUAAUAAUAACUAUUACAAUAAUGAAAAUACUAAAAGUACAUAUACUUCCCCUUUUAAACUUCUAUUCUGGUUACAAUAUAUUACUAUUCUAUAAGAAUCUAUUAUAUCCUUUGCUGUCCCAUAUUUUAUUUUAUUUCCCAAAUUCAACCUAACCCUCCCCUCCUCCCCACUGCUUCCCUUCACCUGUGUGAGAUCUUCCCAUCAUAAUAUAUUUUUUUCUAGUUGCUUUGAUAAAAUAGAGUAACUUGAAAACUGUUAAAUUAUAAUUACUUCUUUUGUCCUUACACUCUUAACAAUUUCCUAUUAAGAGUUCUGCUUUAACACCAUAUUUCUUCCUGUAUUCCCCUACGCAUUCCCAUUCUGUAUAGAAUUUUUGAUUGGAGCAGCCCCUGAUUGCUGCAGUCACAAAUCUUAACUUGCCAUUCUGUCAUUUGUGGUACUUUUUCUGUUUUCCGAUAUUUUGCCAUACGUAUUCUUGCAGCUGCGGUUAUAUACAAAAAUAUAUUCCUUUUGUCCUUGGGUAUGUUGUUUGUCAAUUAACUCAGUAAGUAUGACUCUGUUUUUUUAAAAAAUAGAGCUCCUGAGGAACUUUUUGAUCUACUCAUGUAUCUCAUUCCAAAAUUGUCUUACCACCUUACAGCCCCACCACAUAUGGUAUAAUGUCCCCAUCUCUUUCUUGCACUUCCAUCAGAGAUUUGGAUGCUUUUUAUAAUUUUUUGCUAAUUUUACUGGGGUGAGAUACCAUCGAUAACACAUUUUCAUUAUAUUUUCUUUUACUACAUAACAAGCUGUAAAAUUUAUAUCUGUUUUCCUACACCAUAUAUUUUGUAGAUGUGGAUCUGCUCUCGUCUAAUUUUCAAGAACAAACAUGCAUAAGGUAUCUUUUCAAAAUCAAAGCUAAAUCAUUUGUUGCUUGAUGCACUUCAUGUUGCUACUUAGUAGCUAAAGGUAAAGGUAAAGGGACCCCUGACCAUUAGGUCCAGUCGUGACCGACUCUGGGGUUGCGGUGCUCAUCUCGCUUUAUUGGCCGAGGGAGCCGGCGUACAGCUUCCGGGUCAUGUGGCCAGCAUGACUAAGCCGCUUCUGGCGAACCAGAGCAGUGCACAGAAAUGCCGUUUACUUUCCCAUCAGAGCAGUACCUAUUUAUCUACUUGCACUGUGACAUGCUUUUGAACUGCUUGGUUGGCAGGAGCAGGGACCGAGCAACGGGAGCUCACCCCAUCACGGGGAUUCGAACCGCCGACCUUCUGAUCGGCAAGUCCUAGGCUCUGUGGUUUAACCCACAGCGCCACCCGUGUCCCUACUUAGUAUGUUAAUCUCUUAAUGGUCUAUGGGCUGUUGGAUACUUCCAGACAUCACCUCCACCUGCUUCUUGAUCUUGGCCAGAUCCUACAUAAACCCAGAAGCCUGCAAAAUGGAAUCUCUGCAGCUGAAAGGCAGAAAGCUAACAUUUAAACUAAUAACACUACUGAUGUAUACUGGUAACUGACAGCUCCCUGGGUUUCAUUAAAUUGUCUCCUGACAGCUGAAUCAAUGCCAGACAGCAUCAAAUGCUUGCUUUUGGCCAUGUUAGUGCUUCACAUGCGUGCUAUAGCAUCAAAACUAGUUGGACACAUAACUAAAAGCUGAAAACAAAACAAAGCCAGAAAAUACAACAAGGGAAACUUUUUGAGAAUCUUUGUGCAGCUCUUCAAACAAAGGAAGGAUGUAAAUUUUGGGAAACAUUUUACAGCAGCUCUCUAUCUUGACUUUGAUUUUCUAGACGAGGAGAAGAACAUUUCAAGCUUUAAGGGCCAGGCUGCUAGGGACAUGUGGAUGCUGUCGAGAGCAGCAACUCUGCAUCUCCCCGGUAACACCUCAUAAAAAGAAGAUACACACUUGUGAUAUCAUUACACUCCUAAUUCCCUGUUGCCUGCAAGUGCUAACCCAUGAAACAGAGAUCUUGUUUUCUGCAUGUCUUCCUGGAGAUGUGAUACAAGUGUUCACCCUGGCAUGCUGAAAGAAUGGCUGCCAUGAGAUAACUAAUACUGGGGUGUGCUUAGGAACAUUAAUUCUUUUCCUUUGCCUCCAGCAAAUUCUGCUGGACCACAUCCCCCAAAACAGAGCCAAAAUGGAGACAACGACAACCCCAUGUGAGCUUUUUGUUGCUGCUGCUAUCAUUCACACAUAAACAUCUGCUGUCAUGACCCUGCCUGCCUCAAAUCUUAAGCCUUGCACAGUGUGUUCUGGCCCCCAGUCUUCUAGUAUUCUGAAUUGCCUUAUAACUCACCCAAUAACAUUGAACUCCUCUUCGCAAACAGACCUGUGCCUCUACACAUCUUAUUUUUUUCCUUGACAUUUCCAUGGAAAGAAUUCUGUAGGCUUCAGUGAUGAACUAGAGCACAGCAGACAACAAUAUCUGCAGGGACACAGGUUGCCCACUCUUGUUUUAGCAAGUAGAAACUGUCUUAUCAGUAAUUUGUAUCGGGUCCAUGCUGAAUGUCUGCCAGCAGACAUUUUCACAGCAAAUAGUGCUUCAAGGGGGCCAAAAUACCCCUUGACCUCUUUCACUUCCGGAGUGCUGCUUGCUGUCUGAUUGGCAUGAUCUAUGGCAUACAAAGGUUUUGUAUGGCCAACAAAGGUCCGUAUGGUAAAAGCUAUGGUUUUCCCAGUAGUGGUGUAUGGAAGUGAGAGCUGGACCAUAGAGAAGGCUGAUCGCCAAGAAUUUAUGCUUUCGAAUUAUGGUGCUGGAGGAGACUCUUGAGAGUCCCAUGGACUGCAAGAAGAUCAAACCUAUCCAUUCUUAAGGAAAUCAGCCCUGAGUGCUCACUUGAAGGACAGAUCAUGAAGCUGAGGCUCCAAUAUUUUGGCCACCUCAUGAGAAAAGAAGACUCCCUGGAAAAUACCCUGAUGUUGGGGAAGAUAGAGGGCACAAGGAGAAGGGACGACAGAGGACGAGAUGGUUGGAUAGUGUUCUCAAAGCUACCAGCAUGAGUUUGAGUAAACUGCGGGAGGCAGUGGAAGACAGGAGUGCCUGGCGUGCUCUGGUCCAUGGGGUCACGGAGAGUUGGACACAGCUAAACAACCAAACAACAACAAUGGCAUAAUUUAAAAACCAAUCCAAAGUAUUUCUUCAUGCUGCAAUAGCUCAGUUGAUUGGGUAUCACAUAACAGAACAAUCCCACAUAUGUGCCAUUCAACCAAUGAGACUUGCUAUGUGAUGGCAUCACCAAGCCAAUUCAGAGUGAGCACAUUGGUUUCUAUUAGUCACCCUUCUGAAGAAGUACAUCCUUCUCUCACCAGGAAUCAAUGUGUUAUUAGAUCCGCUUUCGUAUUAAGGGGCAGCAACAGCCGGAAGGUGCUAGAUUUCUCUUGGAUGGGGCCAGAGGAAGAAGAAGGAGAUGGGGAGGGAAUGCUGAACCCAGAGCUGUUGAUGCAGUUAUAUUACCAUCCUCUGGCUGGUCCUCAUAAUAAUUAACAGAAAUACUUUUUUUAUGAAGUUGGACAGACAUAAUAAGAAGCAGCCUGGUUCAAGAGCCCUUCUGGAGUUUGAUCUCAUUUGAUUUCCCUACCAUCACCAAAACCCUUCCAAGGACUGAAAAUGGAAAUAAGGUUGAUUUGCUUGGCUGUUGAUGCCAACAUAGCCUCUUCUCCUUAAGCCUUAUUAGAAAUGUGCUAGAAUAAAUUCGGGGGGCAAGGGUGUGUUUCCCAGAUUUUCUGGUUUUUUUCUAAUCCAUCUCUUGAGACAGUUGUUGGCAUUUAAUAUGUUUCCCAUAGAUAAAAUGAAAUUUGAUCAUUUUGUUUUGGAUCACCAAAGAAAGCAAAUGGUCAGAGUAUUUUUUUGGGGGGGGAGAGGGGGGGGCCCUUGGCUUUAGAGCUUUUGCUAUUAACUGCACUCUGUCAUUUAUCUGGCUCCACCCAAACUCCACACAGCCAAGCUGUGUCCCUCGACCUACCUGGUGCCAUCAUAAGAACAUCCAAAAAGCCCUCUCCAUCAGACCAAAGGCCAAUCUAGUCCAAUGUCCUGCCCACACAAUGCGAACCAGUCAGCUAUGGCCUGUACACAAAAUACCACAAAAAUUCCACAAACCACCUAGACAUAAUCAAAAAACAAUGGGAGGACAACAUAGACUAUGAGAUUAACCCCAUCCAAUGGACCAGAAUGUGGUCUAAACCUCCCUUUAAAUCCAUAUCAGUGAAGAGAAAAGAACUCACUCUGAAAUUGACUUACAGGUGGUACCUAACACCACGGAAACUAACGCUAAUAUUCCUAGGAGCCUCACCAAAAUGCUGGAGAGGAUGCACCUCCACAGGCACAUACCUCCACAUGUGGUGGGAAUGUCCUAACAUCCAACUCUUCUGGACAUCAAUCAUACAAGAAAUAUGCAAAAUAACUAAGCAAGUAUUAGAAGUCACCCCAGAACUGGACCUACUGAACAUCUUCCAGGACAAUAAUGCCCACUCACAUCACAACGAGCUCAUAACCCACCUACUCUCAGCAGCCAGAAGCAUCAUAGCCAGACACUGGAGAGACCUGUCAGGAGUAAGCAUGGACCAACGGUAUUAAAUAAUAUGGGAAACAGCCUUAUUAGAAAAACUAACCAGCAAACUGAAACUGACACAGGGACAAAUAGAAGAAGACGCUUGCACCCCGGUAUGGUUACCCUUUAUCACAUACAUAGCCCAACAAGACAGCAACAAGAACCCACCAACAGCAUGCGACUUAAUCUGGCUAACCUGAUCCAACCUGAGUGCAAUCAUGCUCUUCCCACUUGGGAUUCCAAGCCACUGGCAAUGAGAGGCGUAUUGUCUCCAUCAGUGGAGGGAGAACAUUGCCAUUUUGACGUGCAGUCAUUGAUGGUUUAAUCAUCCAUGAGCCUGCCUAAUCUUCUGUUAAAGCCAUCCCCUGAGCUAGGCUUCACCUCUCUCACCUGAUUCUACUCCCAAAUCUUCCUGGGGCCAUCACUUAGCUCCUCCUCACACAGAUCUAAACCUCAGGAAACCUGGUAGAAGAGUUUUGAGGACUCCGGUAAGGAAUGGCCGAAGCCAAUUUGCUGCCUGAGACAAGAUGGUGCAUUCCCAUUCUGUGCAGAAAAUCUGACUAGACUGGUAAUUGACUCUUACUUCAGUGCUGGCAAUGGAACUAAGUCUCCCACCACAGCCUUGGGCAGCAAGCUAGGUUAGGAACUGCAGGACAAACCACAUAUUUCUAGCCACUUUUCACCUCUCAGCAUUUGCCGCCUGAGGCAACUGCCUCACUCUACCUCACAGAAGUGCUGGCCCUGCUGAGGCUGCACAGCCUCCAUUAGCUCACCAAAUUAGACCCCAGCUGCAGAGCUGAUGCAAGUCCUGCUGGUGACCUGCCAUAUGGCUUCUUUUCGUCCCACUUUGUUUUUCUGUCCCUCUGCCUUCACCUUCCUUUGGUUCUGAGCGGAGGAUGGCAUCUUAGAUCCCAGGAAGCUGAUGUGCAAUGGAGCCUCUCAUCUGCCAUGUACAAGCAAAUCAUUCUGUCUCUCCCCUUGUGCUCUGUUUUCCCAGCCAGCACAAUUAGUAUAAUUAUCUCUCUGUUCACACCUCAGUUGACAGCACAGACACUUCCAGUUUAAUGGGCUGAGACACCGAUGAACUCAGAAAACAGUUCACGUUAUUGUUCCUGGUUUCAAACUGUUCAGUAUAUUUUACUCACCACUACCUGCUUCAGAGCAAAAAGUGCGGGAGGAAAACCUCCCCCAUAAAAUCUAUUCUGUCUCAUUUCAUUGCCUAGAACUUUCUUUGAUUUAUCAUAAAACUGGAGUUAGAAGAAUGGAGGAAGGCUCUUUCAUUUUUCUUUUCUUUCUUUCUUUUCCUUUCUUUUUCCUUUCUUUUCCUUUCCAAAAAGGAAGCCCAAGGUAGUUACAUCUAGGUCAUCCUUUGUGGAAACCACCAUGCACACUCCAACCCCUUCCCUUGAUCUGUACUUGAGGAACUGAAUCUUUUUGAAUUCUGAUGAAAACUGACCUGAUCCACACCUUCUGGCAGAGUCAACCCACCCAUGAGGAAGCUGAGUCACUUUUGCUUAUGAGGAGGCCUGUGUGGUGAAACCAAACCAGCAGGAGUACCAGAUUGGCAGCAUCAGUGCAUUUGCAUCAUCCCAAGCUCUCUGCCAGGGACGCGGGUGGCGCUGUGGGUUAAACCACAGAGCCUAGGGCUUGCCGAUCAGAAGGUUGACAGUUCGAAUCCCCACGACAGGGUGAGCUCCCGUUGCUCGGUCCCUACUCCUGCCAACCUAGCAGUUCGAAAGCACAUCAAAGUGCAAGUAGAUAAAUAGGUACUGCUCUGGUGGAAAGGUAAACAGCGUUUCCGUGUGCCGCUCUGGUUCGCCAGAAGUGGCUUAGUUAUGCCAGCCACAUGACCCGGAAGCUGUACGCCAGCUCCCUUGGCCAAUAAAGCAAGAUAAGCGCCGCAAGCCCAGAAUCGGCCACAACUCGACCUAAUGAUCAGGGGUCCCUUUACCUUUACCUUUACCUUAAGCUCUCUGCCACCUUGCCCAGCUCCCUUUUCGUAAACAGCAGCAACUCAGGGAUUGGAAAACCAAGUCAGCUCCACCAUGCUGUCCCCUGCUGAAUCCUUGCAAAUUCCAAUACGAACUCAUUUGAUCCACAGCUCUGAAACUUAUUAGCAGGUCAGAACCUCAAUAUGCAUGCAGAUUAUGCACUUUUCAAAAUUUAGGAUGUUAUUCUGUGCAUACCUAAUCCCAAGUAAAUAUGCACAGAACGGCACCCUAAUCUACACGCAGGACAGAUUUUGAAAAUUUUAUGCCCUUAAAAUCAUUUGCAGUCAUUACCAUAUAAGAAAUGUAUGGCUGCAUCAGAGAUCCAUAUUAGCACUUACAAUAUUCAGAAAUACAAACCCAUAAUUUGAAUUGCAUGAGAAAUAUGGUGGUUGGUUUUGUUUUGUUUUUUAAAAGCUCAAUCAAAUGUAUGUACAAAAUAAUAGAAACAAUGGGGUGGGAGGAACAAAUGAUUUGAAGAAUAUGUGUUUAUAAACAAGCCUGGAUUCUUCCCCCUCAAACUAGUGUAUCGUGUACCAAAUGAAAUAUAUUUUGACCUUUAACAGACAGCGGCGCUGAUGAUUCUUGCAUUCUGCCUCUCUUGUGCUGACAGGAAGAAAAGCACCAUGUUGCAAAAGGAGCUGCUCAGAUUUGUUUUAGAUUUGACAUUAUAUGCUGCAUAACUCAAGGGUAUAAAUUUUGAUUACCAGGCAAGAAUGGAAGUUUUUUUAAAAAAGAGAGUCACUCGUACAAAAGUUAUUUCAGUUUAAUUGAGUUUUGAAAUACUUUCGCAUACACAACUUAUUGUGAUGUCACAGACUGCCAUCUUAGUAAAAAAAUCCCAUUAGCUCUGCCAUAGCUUUGCUCUUGACAAUGCAUUCUAACUUCAUGAGCCAUCAAGAUAACCUUUGUGCAAUCGGACGAGGGAUGUUCAUAUGUUAUUCAAUCCACCCCAACGCUCAUUUGCACUUUAAUCUGGCAUUUUCUGAUCUGUUGCAGCUAGUUUAUUUCUUCCUUGUUCUUUCCAUGUGAAAAGAACAAGCAUGAAUGAUAAUAAUAAUAAUAAUAAUAAUAAUAAUAAUAAUAAUAAUAAUUUAUUAUUUAUACCCUGCCCAUCUGGCUGAGUUUCCCCAGGCACUCUGGGCGGCUGCAUUCCAUUGGAUUUUUAAAUCUAACCUUUGAUAAUUUUAUGAAUUUGAAGAGGCUUUAUAAAAGCUUUUUUUAAAAGCAUGAGCAGGAAUCUCCAUAUUGGCCUCAUAAUCUGCUCUAGAUCAACUUUGAUAGCAAUGAUGCGUGGUGACAAUUUGAGAGAAAAUAAAACAACUAUGUUUUAAAAAACAACAACAAACCACCAUGAACUUUGACAAUAAUCUAAAAGUCAGUGCUAAAUUCUCAACCAAGGGUGGUGGUUUGCCACAUAUUUAGUGAACUUGGCACAGGUGAUGUUAAGAUGUCAUAGAAUUCGCAUUUCUUUACAUCUCUCUCUCUCUCUCUCUCUCUCUCUCUCUCUCUCUCUCCCUCUAUUUCAUAGGGCUGCUUUUAAUAGUAGCCGAUGCAAACAGAAACUUAGGUUGCCAUCUGUAUCCACUUACCUAGAAACAAGAUCAAUUGUACUCAAUGGGACUUUGAAUAGUUAUGUAUAGGAUUGACUAGGCAUGCAUAAGAAUGUAUAGGCAUUCAAAAUAAUACAUUGCUAUGAAGAUCACUGCAGCUCCUGACAACAUUUGACAUUCACAGCAGAUGGUAAUUCAAAAGAAGAAAUACGGCUUCCACUUUAAAUCUAGUUUUUUUUUUAUUUUUAUUCACUCUGACUAUAUCAUGGCUCCUUUAUAAAAUAAGGAUAGGCUAGAGUUCAGUAACUUUUGUAAGUGUGUGUGUAUGUAUCUAUAAAAUGAAAACGGCAGCUAUUUAUAUCCGAAAGCACUCAAGAAUUGAAUGAUAAAACAGACGAGGAAUAAAAAGCAGAAAACAUUGAAGAUUCAGCAUAAGAUGAAAUGCCAGCAUAGCAUCUUUUUAUGUUCUUAUGGAUGAAUGUAUGGAGGACCAGUCCAUUAGUAACAAUAGCUACACAGGACACCUGUGAUAAAAGAUAAAAAGUAUAUAUAUAUCUGAGUAUCCUACCUUAGGAUCGAAAAAGAGAAUGAUUCCUGCUCGUGAGCUUCCAGGGGGAUCUAAGUCACUACAUCUGGAAACAGAACAGUGGAGCAUAGCCAAAGCUAAAAUCAAAAGUAGUGCAUCAAAGAGUUAAACAUCUUUGUGUAUCUCAGUUUCUGCAGGAUUGUAUGUUGAUAAUGAUUAUAUUGUCACCAAUAUAUAUUGCACUUGGCCACAGUUUAUUAGUUACCCAUAUGAACCAGAAGUUCAACUUAUUUCUGUGUUUAUGGUCAUGGGAGCUCUGGCUACAAUACGCUAAGGUUAACAAUUUUAAUUGAAUUUCUUUUUUUCUACUAAUUGACUUCAAAUUAAAUAGUUACACUAAAUAGCGUACUGCCUUUCCACCCCUACUUCCACAAUCUUUUUGUUUAAACCCUUUCUACUGCAUUAAAUAUGGGACGCGGGUGGCACUGUGGGUUAAACCACAAAGCCUAGGACUUGCCGAUCAGAAGGUCGGCAGUUCGAAUCCCCACGACGGGGUGCGCUCCCGUUCCUCGGUCCCUGCUCCUGCCAACCUAGCAGUUCGUCAAAGUGCAAGUAGAUAAAUAGGCGCCGCUCCGGCAGGAAGGUAAACGGCAUUUCCGUGCGUUGCUCUGGUUUGCCAGAAGCGGCUUAGUCAUGCUGGCCACAUGACCUAGGAGCUGUAUGCCAGCUCCCUCGGCCAAUAAAGCGAGAUGAGCGCCGCAACCCCAGAGUUGGUCAUGACUGGACCUAAUGGUCAGGGGUCCCUUUACCUUUACUGCAUUAUAUAUCAAACUCUCGCCCAUUACACAAAUCCCUCUAAUACAGUUACUUUAUCCUUUUUCUUCCACUGCUCCUAUCUCAAAUCCUGCCCGUGAUUUCAUUUAUUUGUGGUUCCUUCCCCAAUAGCCCAAACAAGGCCUUCAUUCUUUGAAUGGGAGAAUCCCAACAUCACCAUGCAAUCUUCAAUGUGCCAUACACUAUGCUUUUUGAAAAAGAUUCCCAGUGCAUAUUAUAGCCUGUUUUUACUCUGAUCUGACUUGUAAGAGUAUAUUUGGUACUACUUAGCGAUCCAUUUUUAUGUAUAUGUGGAUUUGUAUUUGAAUGCAUGCCUUCAAGAGCAGAAUACACACAUAUAGAGAGGGUGUGUGUGUGUGUGUGUGUGUGUGUGUGUUAAAUUUCAGAUAAAACUAUUCAAGCCAAAGAAAUUGUUUUAAGACCAAAAAAAAAAAGUAUUCCACUGCUAUGUCAACAAAGAACUUUUUCUUUUAGUCCUAAGGAGAGAAGGGAGAGGGAGAGGGAGAGGGAGCUGAAGUUGACAUUCUCACAGUAAUCAUAGCUCUCCCACACACUGCCGCAUACCUGGAAUAUAUUGAAUGUCUUAUUAAAAUUCAAUCCAAAUGGUACAUUUUACAAUAGCUAGGACAAUGUGCUCUGCCCUCAGGAUUGCACACAUGGCUGGCUUCAAGGUGGGUUGCAUGACUACAUUUCAGGGGACGGAAAGAAUGUUAACUUUCUGCAUUUCUUGUCAUGGCACCGGGUAAAAAUGAUAAUGGAGAGCUCUCUCUGGAUUAAUUGCAGGUUUCUUAUUUGAUAUAUGCAUUGCACUUUAUACAUACAGAAUAUAAGCCAAGGUUUAUGUACCACUCAUUAUGAUAAUAAGAAGAAGCUAAUGGAAAUAAAUGUGUGAGGUAGCAACAUUUGGAAUUUUACUGCAGAGUAGAAAAUGGCUUUGAAACAAAAACUGCAAAAUCGCUUGAACCUGGCAAAGGGUGCAUCUUUUCUAUAACUUAGGGGAUGCGCUGCUAAAACAAAGUUUCGCACCAAAAACAGAUGUAACGCUAAACCAAUGUUUAGUGGUAUGUGUAUGAGCAGCAGAAAGCUGCUUUCUGUUCUUGGUUGCAUUCAGUGCUUUUUUUCUGGGGGUACGCAUGCCCCUAUACAUUUUGUGAAUCUAACGGGAGAAGAAACUAAAAAUAAUAAUCUUUUUGUUUGUUUGUUUCUUCUCUAGCACAGUGAAUCCUCAGUUCCAUUGCUACUCCUGAUGGUGGCCUUCUUUCCUGUCACAGUGUUUCCUGAGUCUCAUACAGAAUGAGAGUACCCCUAAACGUGUUUUUUUCUUAGAAAAAAAGCGCUGGUUGCAUUAAGCAUCAAAUCAUUACUUACCCACCAUAGUUUGCCCAGAAAUCAGGAUUGGAAAUUAUGGUUUGAACUUGGUUUUCAAUACUAGUUUCUGGGCAAGCAAUAGUGUAAAUAUAAAGGUAAAGGGUCCCCUUCAUGGAUCACUGCCUUGCCGUGGCGAAGGGGCUUGAAUAACUCAGAGAAGCUAUGAGCUAUGCCGUGCAGGGCCACCCAAGAUGGACAGGUCAUAGUGGAGAGUUUUGACCAAACGUGAUCCAUCUGGAGCAGGAACUGGCAAGCCACUCCAGUAUCCCUGCCAAGAAAACUCCAUGGACAAAGACAACAGGCAUAUAGAAGUCAUGACUCUGGAAGAUGAGCCCCUCAGGUUGGAAGGCGUCCAACAUGCUACUGAGGAAGAGCGGAGGACAAGUACAAGUAGAUUCAGAGCUGAUGAAGCGGCUGGGCCAAAGCCGAAAGGACGCUCAGUUGCGGAUAUGCCUGGAAGCGAAAGGAAAGUCCAAUGCUGUAAAGAAAAAUAUUGCAUAGGAACCUGGAAUGUAAGAACCAUGAACCUUGGUAAGUUGGAUGUGGUCAAAAAUGAGAUGGCAAGAAUAAAUAUCGACAUCCUGGGCAUCAGUGAACUAAAAUGGACGGGAAUGGGCGAAUUCAGUUCGGAUGACCAUCAUAUCUACUACUGUGGGCAAGAAUCCCGUAAAAGAAAUGGAGUGGCCCUCAUAGUCAACAAAAGAGUGGCAAAAGCUGUACUGGGAUGCAAUCUCAAAAAUGAUAGAAUGAUCUCGAUACGAAUCCAAGGCAGACCUUUUAACAUCACAGUAAUCCAAGUUUAUGCACCAACCACAGGUGCUGAAGAAACUCAAAUUGACCAAUUCUAUGAAGACUUACAACACCUUAUAGAAAUGACACCAAAGAAGGAUGUUCUUCUCAUUAUAGGAGAUUGGAAUGCUAAAGUAGGGAGUCAAGAGAUAAAAGGAACAACUGGCAAGUUUGGCCUUGGAGUUCAGAACGAAGCAGGGCAAAGGCUAAUAGAGUUCUGCCAAGAGAACAAGCUGGUCAUCACAAACACUCUUUUCCAACAACAAAAGAGACGACUCUACACAUGGACAUCACCAGACGGGCAGCAUCGAAAUCAGAUUGAUUAUAUUCUCUGCAGCCAAAGAUGGAGAAGCUCUAUACAGUCAGCAAAAACAAGACCUGGAGCUGACUGUGGCUCAGAUCAUCAGCUUCUUAUAGCAAAAUUCAAGCUCAAACUGAAGAAAGUAGGAAAAACCACUGGGCCGCUAAGAUACAAUCUAAGUCAAAUCCCUUAUGAAUACACAGUGGGAGUGAGGAACAGGUUUAAGGAUUUAGAUUUGGUGGACAGAGUGCCUGAAGAACUAUGGAUGGAGGCUCGUAACAUUAUACAAGAGGCAGCAACUAAAACCAUCCCAAUGAAAAGGAAAUGCAAGAAAGCAAAGUGGCUGUCCAAUGAGGCCUUACAAAUAGCGGGGGAGAGAAGGCAAGCAAAAUGCAAGGGAGAUAGUGAAAGAUACAGGAAAUUGAUUGCAGAUUUCCAAAAAAUAUCAAGGAGAGACAAGAAGGCCUUCUUAAACGAGCAAUGCAAAGAAAUAGAGGAAAACAACAGAGUGGGAAAAACCAGAGAUCUGUUCAAGAAAACUGGAGAUAUGAAAGGAACAUUUCGUACAAAGAUUACCAUAAUAAAAGACAAAAGUGGAAAGGACCUAACAGAAGCAGAAGACAUCAAGAAGAGGUGGCAAGAAUACACAGAGGAACCAUACCAGAAAGAAAUUGAUGUCUCGUAUACCCCAGGUAGUGUGGUUGCUGACCUUGAGCCAGACAUCCUGGAGAGUGAAGUCAAAUGGGCCUUAGAAAGCAUUGCUAAUAACAAGGCCAGUGGAAGUGAUGAUAUUCCAGCUGAACUAUUUAAAAUUUUAAACGAUGAUGCUGUUAAGGUGCUACACUCAAUAUGCCAGCAAAUUUGGAAAACUCAGCAGUGGCCAGAGGAUUGGAGAAGAUCAGUCUACAUCCCAAUCUCAAAGAAGGGAAGUGCCAAAGAAUGCUCCAACUACCGCACAAUUGCACUCAUUUCACACGCUAGCAAGAUUAUGCUUAAAAUUCUACAAGGCAGGCUUAAGCAGUAUGUGGACCGAGAACUCCCAGAAGUGCAAGCUGGAUUUAGAAGAGGCAGAGGAACCAGAGACCAAAUUGCAAACAUGCACUGGAUUAUGGAGAAAGCUAGAGAGUUCCAGAAAGACAUCUACUUCUGCUUCAUUGACUAUGCAAAAGCCUUUGACUGUGUCGACCACAGCAAACUAUGGCAAGUUCUUAAAGAAAUGGGAGUUCCUGAUCACCUCAUCUGUCUCCUGAGAAAUCUCUAUGUGGGACAAGAAGCUACAGUUAGAACUGGAUAUGGAACAACUGAUUGGUUCAAAAUUGGGAAAGGAGUACGGCAAGGCUGUAUAUUGUCCCCCUGCUUAUUUAACUUAUAUGCAGAAUUCAUCAUGUGAAAGGCUGGGCUGGAUGAAUCCCAAGCCGGAAUUAAGAUCGCCGGAAGAAAUAUCAACAACCUCAGAUAUGCAGAUGACACAACCUUGAUGGCAGAAAGUGAGGAGGAAUUAAAGAACCUUUUAAUGAGGGUGAAAGAGGAGAGCGCAAAAUAUGGUCUGAAGCUCAACAUCAAAAACUAAGAUCAUGGCCACUGGUCCCAUCACCUCCUGGCAAAUAGAAGGGGAAGAAAUGGAGGCAGUGAGAAAUUUUACUUUCUUGGGCUCCAUGAUCACUGCAGAUGGUGACAGCAGUCACGAAAUUAAAAGACACCUGCUCCUUGGGAGAAAGGCGAUAGCAAACCUAGACAGCAUCUUAAAAAGCAGAGACAUCACCUUACCAACAAAGGUCCGUGUAGUUAAAGCCAUGAUUUUCCCAGUAGUGAUGUAUGGAAGUGAGAGCUGGACCAUAAAGAAGGCUGAUCGCCGAAGAAUUGAUGCUUUUGAAUUAUGGUGCUGGAGGAGACUCUUGAGAGUCCCAUGGACUGCAAGAAGAUCAAAUGUAUCCAUUCUGAAGGAAAUCAGCCCUGAGUGCUCACUGGAAGGACAGAUCGUGAAACUGAGGCUCCAAUACUUUGGCCACCUCAUGAGAAGAGAAGACUCCCUGGAAAAGACCCUGAUUCUGGGAAAGAUGGAGGGCACAAGGAGAAGGGGACGACAGAGGACGAGAUGGUUGGACAGUGUUCUCGAAGCUACAAACAUGAGUAUGACCAAACUGCGGGAGGUAGUGGAAGAUAGGAGUGCCUGGUGUGCUCUGGUCCAUGGGGUCACGAAGAGUCGGACACGACUAAACGACUAAACAACAACAAAGGUAAAGGGACGCCUGACCAUUAGGUCCAGUCGUGGCCGACUCUGGGGUUGCGGCACUCAUCUCACUUUAUUGGCCGAGGGAGCCGGCGUACAGCUUCCGGGUCAUGUGGCCAGCAUGACUAAUCCGCUUCUGGCGAACCAGAGCAACGCACGGAAAUACUGUUUACCUCCCGCGGGAUCGGUACCUAUUUAUCUACUUGCACUUUGACGUGCUUUUGAACUGCUAGGUUGGCAGGAGCAGGGACCGAGCAACGGGAGCUCACCCCAUUGCGGGGAUUCGAACCGCCGACCUUCUGAUCGGCAAGUUCUAGGCUCUGUGGUUUAACCCACAGCGCCACCCACAUCCCAAGCAAUAGUGAGUGCUAGCCAAUUUCCUGGAUUUUGAAAAGCAGCAAACUGUGGUUGGAAAGGUUGGAGCAGCACAUACGAAAAGCUACUUUGAUUCCCAUACAGCACCAAUAUGGUGCGCACAUGCACCAUAGUAGUCACUGCUGUCCCUUAUGGCACCCAUGAAGGGUCUUCAUAAACAUCCCCUCAAAACACCACAAUGCACAAGAGAUGGUUUGCUGCUUCUCUUCAAUUCUCCCCUACAUUGAACAAACCUUCCUCCUUUACCCAGAUUUCAUUCAGUGCUGGGACUGAAGGCCUGCUCGCCUCUCUGUUCUGAACAAGAUAAGGUAAAGGAGGUAAAGGACCCCUGGACAGAUAAGUCCAGUCAAAGGUAACUAUGGAGUUGCAGUGCUCAUCUCGCUUUCAGGCCGAGAGAGCUGGCAUUUGUCCACAGACAUCUUUCUGGGUCAUGUGGCCAGCAUGACAAAACUGCUUCUGGCACAACGGAACACCGUGAUGGAAACCAGAGCACACAGAGACGCCGUUUACCUUCCCACCGCAAUGGUACCUAUUUAUCUACUUGCACUGGACUGCUUUCGAACUGAUAGGUUGGCAGGAGCUGGAACAGAGCAACGGGAGCUCACCCCGUUGUGGGGAUUCGAACUGCCAACCUUCUGAUCGGCAAGCCCAAGGGGCUCAGUGGUUUAGACCACAGUGCCACCCGCCCCACCCCCAGAUCAGAAGAGAUGUACAAAGAGGGUUUCUCAUUGGUGACCGUGGUGGUGGCUUAUGCAGGGGCCUCUCUGCUCCCAACUGGGGGCAUGCCUGCACCAUUUUGUGGUCUUGUCACUUUUUUUGUUAUUUUGGAUGUGGCAGCCUUAUGCCAUGCCCCUCCCACGCCAGCCGUUUUGUAACUGGUGCCCGUGGCAUUUUCUCAAAAUUCAAAUGUCUCCACUGGUUCCCCCUUAAAAAGAUUAGCAACUCCUAUCGUAAAGACAGUGGUUCUGAUGUAAAUUCAUCUUAGCUGUUAACUUGCCCAGUGAGCUGCUGUUUCUCCGUCUGAAACCAGCCUGCCCCUCAAUUGUGGGGGUAAUUAUACCAGUCUACUUUCAGGGCUAUUGUAGGAUUACUAGCACAGCACACAGUUUUCUCUUUCUCCCCCAGAAAUUGCUACGGUUGUGACAAGUCAAAAGAAGUCAGCUUUGAAAUGACUGGGGGAUGUACAGUACAGCAUUCCUACGGAGAAGAAUGCUGUAGUGAAAACUUUGCCAGCUGCAGUGGGGUUUAAAGGUAAGUCACCUCAAUCUUUACUCCCACUCUAACCGCUGCCAUCCUUGUAAUGCCAGUUCAUAACAUUUAACUUUUGAUUUAUUGAUCUGGAGCUCAGUAUGCUGGGAAUCAAAGUCCUGGGCUUGGAGAUGCAUCUUGCCUUUUGAUCCUUACUGGUGUUUUACUGCUAUUCUCUAUCAUUUUGAGUUAAGCGGUGCUCUCAUAGCUUCUAGCUCUUGUCAGUCUAUUUAGUGUAUAAAAGGCUGCAUGUUUCUUCCCUAAGGUGCAUCACAGAACGGUCAAAUCUCAUAA